AUGGAGACUGUGGGAGACUUUGAAUACAGCAGAAAGGACCUGGUGGGACAUGGGGCUUUUGCUGUGGUGUUCAAAGGAAGGCACAGAAAGGUAAAUAUCUGGAACAUUAAAGGUCUGCAUCUCCAUCUUUCCCAUUGCAUUGCUUGCCCCCUCCCUCCCUCCUCCAUCCCUACCUCCCCUCUCCUCUUUUUUCUCUCUGAGGUUAUGUGAGAGUAGUGAUGUUUAUAUAAAUCUGUGUCAAUGGCAUUGCACUGCAGUAAAUAAACUGUCAUUUGGCAUAGUUUUGUUUAGUUUUCCUUCAACUAACUAGACAUUAUAAAUAUUAGUUACGAUAGUGAUGCAAAAAUUGCAAUUAAAUACAAGUCUAUACAUUUAUAGGCUUCACCUUAUUCAAAUAUAACAAUGUUAUUUACAUGUUUUUCAUGCAUGUGAUUGUGUUUCAUAAGCCUCGAUCAUGUGAUGAUGUUGUGCAAUCUUGCGUUAUGGUCUGGCCCUGGGGUGCAGAGAGAUGCGAGCCGUUCAUUCAUGAAACGGAUGACUCAAACAGCAGUGAAUAGCUUGCUGAUGUAGCCAGCCAGCCUAGACAAGGUGAAGAGAAAGGAGCAUGUCUUCUUGUUUUUCCUCCUCAAGAGGUCUUCUUUCUCCAUUUUCAGUCAUGAUAUGAGCAAUAGUCUACACAUCAAUGCAAUCCUGACUGCUUUUUUACAUUUUUAUAUCAACAAUGGAAUGAGAUGAUAGUCUAGUGAAGAUACAUUCAUCCUAUUAGCUUGAUUGGCCACACACUCACAGUGAUAACAAAACAUAUUGACUGACUGACAGGACUGUGGUAACUGUCCAUGAUGGGGAUGUGGACCAAACAGUGUUCUGUCGAUCAAGGCGCAGCUGAAGGAUGGUCAGAGAGGAGAGAAUGUUACAUAUGUCUGAGCCUGCUCCACAUCUAUCUCACUGUGUGAUGCAUCCAGGGAUGAUGUCACCAUGCUACCCUAUUGCCACAGUUGCUCGCGGGUCUGUGUAUCCACAUUCAUACCCCCCCACCACACCACAUUGCCAUCAAAACAUUGUAGUGUCUCCCCUCUUGACAGUGGAGAUACAUUUGUUUUACGUUUUAUAGUUAAUUUCGUGCAAUUCUACACAUUUUGCCAUAGGGUGGAGAGAAAUGUUUAAUAUUAUAUCUGAGUGAGACUGACAAAAUCAAUGGGGGCCCCCCAGCAGGUAAUUCUAUGAUAAUAACAAGUUUAGAUAGUUUUGCAGCCAGAUAAUCUAAAACAUUUUAGCUGAUAUGUGCUAAAUGACUGACUGUCAGUGACUUACAUAACAAGAGAAAAACUGCUAAUGCAAAACCAAAUUUAGAAAUUGCACCUUGUGUAUUCUAACUCGCAACAGUAAGUUGAGACCCCGAAUUAGUUGCUAAAUUGAAACUGGAAAUUGAUCAGAGGGCCUUCAUGCGGCCCAUGGGCUGCCAGUUGCCCAUCCCUGAUUUACACAAUGGGACCUCUUAUGCAUUUGCCUGUUGUCUGUUCUAUUCUGGAUUUUGACUUACACAGUCUAGUGCAUUUUAGAGUUGGAGAACACCCACUACAGAUGCAUGUGCUUGUAUGAGCAUUUUUAUUCAUUAUUGUCUCCCACUUUUGUCUCCCAAUGAUCUAUUCACCAAGUCCUGCAGUGUGAACUAGCCCUGCCGUCACUAUUUAGAGAUUGAGAGCACAUAUGCAUUUGCCUGUUGUCUUUUAUUUGUGGGUUAAGAGCGUUGGGCCAGUAACCGAAAAGUUGCUAGGUGAAAAAUCUGUCUGUGCCCUUGAGCAAGGCACUUAACCCUAGUUCCUCCUGUAAGUCACUCUGGAUAAGAGCGUCUGCUAAUUUACUCAAAUGUAAAUGUCUCUCUCUACAUCGGGCAGCUACGUUGGUGACCAGGGUGGGAUCUAGGGCUGGGCGGUAUACUGUAUUUUACGAUAUACCGUUAUUGAUGCAUGGACCGGUUUGGGAUUUUACUUGAAAUGCUAUAUUGGUAUUUGAAUGUUUGUUAAAAUGGGAUACGCCGUGUGUAACGUCCAUUUUUAUAGUUUACUAAGCUACUUGAGGCAUCUCUCUCUCCUACUUGAGGCAUCUCUCUCUCCUACUUGAGGCACCUCUCAAUUUCAAUUUCAAUUUAAGGGGCUUUAUUGGCAUGGGAAACGUAUGUUAACAUUGCCAAAGCAAGUGAAGUAGAUAGUAAACAAAAGUGAAAUAAACAAUAAAUAUUAACAGUAAACAUUACACUCAGAAGUUCCAAAAGAAUAAAGACAUUUCAAAUGUCAUAUUAUGUAUAUAUACAGUGUUGUAACAAUGUGCAAAUAGUUUAAAGUACAAAUGGGAAAAUAAAUAAACAUAAAUAUGGGUUGUAUUUACAAUGGUUGCAGCUGUGUUGGCACACUGUGGUUUUUCACCCAGUAGGUAAGGGAGUUUAUCAAAAUUGGGUUUGUUUUCAAAUUCUUUGUAGAUCGCUGUAAUCUGAGGGAAAUAUGUGUCUCUAAUAUGGUCAUACAUUUGGCAGGAGGUUAGGAAGUGCAGCUCAGUUUCCACCUCAUUUUGUGGGCAGUGUGCACAUAGCCUGUCUUCUCUUGAGAGCUUCUCUUUUUUUGUUUGUUCUUUCCAAUGUGUCAAGUAAUUCUCUUUUUGUUUUCUCAUGAUUUGGUUGGGUCUAGUUGUGUUGUUGUUGUUGUUGUUGUCCUGGGGCUGUGUGGGGUCUGUUUGUGUUUGUGAACAGAGCCCCAGGACAAGCUUACUUAGGGGACUCUUCUCCAAGUUCAUCUCUCUGUAGGUGAUGGCUUUGUUAUGGAAGGUUUGGGAAUCGCUUCCUUUUAAGUGGUUAUAGAAUUUAACGGCUCUUUUCUGGAUUUUGAUAAUUAGCGGGUAUUGGCCUAAUUCUGCUCUGCAUGCAUUAUUUGGUGUUUUACGUUGUACACGGAGGAUGUUUUUGCAGAAUUCUGCAUGCAGAGUCUCAAUUUGGUGUUUGUCCCAUUUUGUGAAUUCUUGGUUGGUGAGCGGACCCCAGACCUCAGAACCAUAAAGGGCAAUGGGUUCUAUAACUGAUUCAAGUAUUUUUAGCCAGAUCCUAAUUGGUAUGUCAAAUUUUAUGUUCCUUUUGAUGGCAUAGAAGGCCCUUCUUGCCUUGUCUCUCAGAUCGUUCACAGCUUUGUGGAAGUUACCUGUGGCGCUGAUGUUUAGGCCAAGGUAUGUAUAGUUUUUUGUGUGCUCUAGGGCAACGGUGUCUAGAUGGAAUUUGUAUUUGUGGUACUGGCAACUGGACCUUUUUUGGAACACCAUUAUUUUUGUCUUACUGAGAUUUACUGUCAGGGCCCAGGUCUGACAGAAUCUGUGCAGAAGAUGUAGGUGCUGCUGUAGGCCCUCCUUGGUUGGUGACAGAAGCACCAGAUCAUCAGCAAACAGAAGACAUUUGACUUCAGAUUCUAGUAGGGUGAGGCCGGGUGCUGCAGACUGUUCUAGUGCCCUCGCCAAUUCGUUGAUAUAUAUGUUGAAGAGGGUGGGGCUUAAACUGCAUCCCUGUCUCACCCCACGGCCCUGUGGAAAGAAAUGUGUGUGUUUUUUGCCAAUUUUAACCGCACACUUGUUGUUUCUGUACAUGGAUUUUAUAAUGUCGUAUGUUUUUCCCCCAACCCCACUUUCCAUCAAUUUGUAUAGCAGACCCUCAUGCCAAAUUGAGUCAAAAGCUUUUUUGAAAUCAACAAAGCAUGAGAAGACUUUGCCUUUGUUUUGGUUUGUUUGUUUGUCAAUUAGGGUGUGCAGGGUGAAUACGUGGUCUGUCGUACGGUAAUUUGGUAAAAAGCCAAUUUGACAUUUGCUCAGUACAUUGUUUUCACUGAGGAAAUGAACUAGUCUGCUGUUAAUGAUAAUGCAGAGGAUUUUCCCAAGGUUGCUGUUGACGCAUAUCCCACGGUAGUUAUUGGGGUCAAAUUUGUCUCCACUUUUGUGGAUUGGGGUGAUCAGUCCUUUGUUCCAAAUCUCGGUGCUGCUGAUCACACAGACCUAGCCUCGCCCCCUGUCACUCAAGGAGCGCAUUUGUUUUUCCUCCACCACGAGACACUUGCGUUCAGUCUGCAUGGUCAAUGCAACACAUGCAACAAUGCUGUUUUCACUUUACUUCUUAACAUAACAUUACAUUUACAUUUUAGUCAUUUACAUUUUAGCCACUAAGCUACCUGCCGCCCUAUAACUCCACUAGCGUUCCAUAAUUACACUAUUAGUUUGUGUUUCUUAUGGUACAUCUGCAAACAGCUAGUUGGGCCUAAAUCUUGUUAGCCGCUAAUGCUAAUCGUUAGUUAGCUGGCUAGCUAGCUAGCUAAUAAAUGUACUGAGUCAGCACAAACGUAAUUAGCUAUACAGCCUGAUAAUACCAGUGAUGGUGUAGACCUAAAUCAGCAUGUUGUUUGUUCAACAGUAUCUUAUAAAGCAAAGAGGAAUGCGCAAAGGAUGAAUAUGUUAGCUACAUUAAGUAGCUAAGAGAAAACAGUCAAUGUUGGCAAAGAUUACUUUGGUUCCCACCCUGUCACAAUAACUCCUCCCUGGCAUUUUCAUUAGUUGACAUGUCAAACAACACUGUAUUCAAAGUGCACACUAUUAUAUUCUAACUAUAGAAUUAGAAUAAUCAUUCUAUUCCCAUGAUUCCAACAGUUCACCCAAGUGUUUUGCUCUAAAUUGCAAAUUGCAACAUUUAGUUAAAAAUAAGGCAUAGAUUGUUUGCCCAUAUUCUGCAGCACUAUGUGGCAGUGUGGAAAUGCAGAAAUUGAUGAAAAUGCUGAAAAUUAUUUUGGGUUGAAUUGAACAGUAUAAAACAAUCAGAAUGGAGAAAGACUCAUUGAAAUCACUUAGAAUGUACAGUACCAGUCAAAAGUUUGGACACACUUACUAAUUCAAGGGUUGUUCUUUAUUUUUACUGUUUUCUACAUUGUAGAAUAAUAGUGAAGACAUCACAACUAUGAAAUAACACAUAUAGAAUCAUGUAGUAACCAAAAAAGUGUUAAACAAAUCAAAAUAUAUUUUAUAUUUGAGAUUCUUCAAAUAGCCACCAUUUGCCUUGAUGACAGCUUUGCACACUCUUGGCAUUCUGCGCGGCACCUUCAGCAUUCAAAUGCUAAAAUGGCUUGCGUGAUAUUAGGCUUUAUUAGUUGAGUGACAACCUAUGUCAUUUGCUAGGUUAUUGUUAUCAAUGCGCUAUUAUUUUACCGGAAUAAAAGUAGGCUACUGGAGACACAACUCUCAUCUGGCUAUACCUGCUGAACGGGGCUUAUACAAUAGAUUUUGUUUGGAUUGUUCAGGUUCACCAUCAGUAAUAGUUUUGCUUUAAACAAUCAGUGUAUAUGGUCAUUUUUAGAUAUAUAGGGUAAAGUUGAUAAUUUCAUAACUAGGAUACCAAUCACUUCUGCGAGGCGCACUGCAUGGCGGAAGCGAGAAGAGAAGAUCACGCCCUAAAAACAUCCAAACAGUCAAAACCAUUAGAUUUUGAGAUGGAGGUGAAAUCCAAAGUUGUGCUAUAUAUUCAUUGGCUAUGUCAUAGCUAAUUUGUGUAAACGAUAAAUAUUUAUACAUUACUAGCUCAAACACUUAAUCUGCAAAAAUGACAAGUUAAUUAGUGGGUGAUGGUGAUUUAGUCAGCUCAGACAGAUCCAGCUAAGCGAGGCCCAGCUCAUGAGCUCCAUCAGCAGAAUAUUUUAAUUUUAGAAUGGAAAAUUAAUGUUUAUGCAACAAAUGUUAGUGCAUCGCAUCGAUUCAUUCUCUAGUCAAACCAAAUCCCACCAAAUAAUUUCAAACUAAAAAGUAUCGUUCCUGUAUCGUAUCGGAGCCCAUGUGUCUAGAUACAUAUCGAAUCGUCUUGAAAGGGAAAGAUGCACAUCCCUAACAUGUUGCUGACACUUAAGGCUUCCACAUGCUUCGGUUUGGCUGGCACCUAGCCGCACUCGGCUAGUUGAACCGAAAAAGUGUGCUCACAUACUCCCUUAAAAGACCUUCGCUUGAAAGACGAGAAAAAAGCUGCAAUAGUCCAUCUUGAGGUGCCGUAGCCAGUAUGCACUUCCUCAAAAUAGUCAGAAUUAAUCUAAAAUAACUCAAGAAAUUGGUCAUUAAUUUAGAAGUUUUUGCCAAGGAGAUCUUAGUCGCGCAAUUUUACAUCUAACUAAUAUGUUGGGUGCAGUAUUUCUCAAGUGACAAAUAUUUUAGCAUUAAAACGAGUCGUCUAUCGUUGAAUGACAACAAACACUUCAUUGAAGAAUCCCUACUGUUGACCAAUGACCGAUGAAGGGGCAUAGACUUCGGCUACCGAAAUUCGUCUUGCCUCGAGAUUUUUUGUUGUUGUUACACAAACAGCCGAAAAAACCUGGAAUGGAAAGUGCUUACUUGGCCCUUCAGUCUCUCUGACUGUGAUUGUGUCAUCAUGGCAGGAGCCUUGUCAUUAACUUGAUUUGGUGCAAACAAUACCCACCCCCCUCUGCUCAGCAUUACACCAUAGGCCAAUGGGGUCAUUCUAUUGUAUGGGGUUUCUGUUUGCUGCCCCUCCUCGGUAUAUGUCACGGUUGGCUGGGGCAUGCUGUCACGUGCUGCCUCCCUGUGCCACUGCCAGUACAACCCUGCCUAGCGGAAUGAAAACAUCUCCUAUUAACCUAGAUUCAUUUGGAAAGCAGCAGCUCUUUUUAUUCAAGUCUUACAAUGCACCAUCCAUUCCACAUAGCCUAACAAUUUAGGCUAGAACCUUUUACGUUAGUUGGAGUUGUGGUCAUUAUUCAAGCUCAGUGUCUCUCCGUAGCUCAAGGGCAAAGAAAUCAAGCCUUUUCAGUCAUGUGAGCUUGAAUAGUGUAAUUUUUUUUGGCUACUCACUCACACUAAGGGUUCAUGUGGAUAAAGAAAGCCUGGAAACUAUCUCUCUGAACUUGAGUAGAAAAUAGGUCUCAUGUUUUAGUGGGAGUGGGCUACCUCACAUGAUAACUGUGUUCUAGUAUUCGUUUGACUGUUUUGUCAGUCAGUGUGUCAUUCAGUGUCACAGAGGCCUAUCUGAUUUGAAACCCAAGAAACCUGUGUUGGUUAUUGUCUAAGAUGUCCUCUCUUCCCCCGCAUCUCUCUCUCACAAACAAUGAUGCACACAAAGCAAUUAAAGGCCAGCUGUCCUGGGCUUUACACACACACACGCUUCCCUUGGCAUUAGUGUGAGUGAUGGGGGAACUGAACACGUCUAAAGGGAUUUUAACUAAUUGUUCCUUCUUUAUUUCUCUCCUUCCUCCGACUGCAGAAGACGGAUUGGGAGGUGGCUGUCAAGAGCAUUAACAAGAAGAACCUCUCCAAGUCCCAGAUCCUGCUUGGCAAGGAAAUCAAAAUCCUCAAAGUGAGUAGUAUGCUUAACCUAAUUGCUUCUCACUUACAGUGGGGAAAAAAGUAUUUAGUCAGCCACUAUUUGUGCAAGUUCUCCCACUUAAAAAGAUGAGAGAGGCCUGUAAUUUUCAUCAUAGGUACACGUCAACUAUGAAAGACAAAUUGAGAAAAAGAAAUCCAGAAAAUCACAUUGUAGGAUUUUUUAUGAAUUUAUUUGCAAAUUAUGGUGGAAAAUAAGUAUUUGGUCACCUACAAACAAGCAAGAUUUCUGGCUCUCACAGACUUGUAACUUCUUCUUUAAGAGGCUCCUCUGUCCUCCACUCGUUACCUGUAUUAAUGGCAUCUGUUUGAACUUGUUAUCAGUAUAAAAGACACCUGUCCACAACCUCAAACAGUCACACUCCAAACUCCACUAUGGCCAAGACCAAAGAGCUGACAAAGGACACCAGAAACAAAAUUGUAGACCUGCACCAGGCUGGGAAGACUGAAUCUGCAAUAGGUAAGCAGCUUGGUUUGAAGAAAUCAACUGUGGGAGCAAUUAUUAGGAAAUGGAAGACAUACAAGACCACUGAUAAUCUCCCUCGAUCUGGGGCUCCACGCAAGAUCUCACCCCGUAGGGUCAAAAUGAUCACAAGAACGGUGAGCAAAAAUCCCAGAACCACACGGGGGGACCUAGUGAAUGACCUGCAGAGAGCUGGGACCAAAGUAACAAAGCCUACCAUCAGUAACACACUACGCCGCCAGGGACUCAAAUCCUGCAGUGCAAGACGUGUCCGCCUGCUUAAGCCAGUACAUGUCCAGGGCUGUCUGAAGUUUGCUAGAGUGCAUUUGGAUGAUCCAGAAGAGGAUUGGGAGAAUGUCAUAUGGUCAGAUGAAACCAAAAUAGAACUUUUUGGUAAAAACUCAACUCGUCGUGUUUGGAUGACAAAGAAUGCUGAGUUGCAUCCAAAGAACACCAUACCUACUGUGAAGCAUGGGGGUGGAAACAUCAUGCUUUGGGGCUGUUUUUCUGCAAAGGGACCAGGACGACUGAUCCGUGUAAAGGAACGAAUGAAUGGGGCCAUGUAUCGUGAGAUUUUGAGUGAAAACCUCCUUCCAUCAGCAAGGGCAUUGAAGAUGAAACGUGGCUGGGUCUUUCAGCAUGACAAUGAUCCCAAACACACCGCCCGGGCAACGAAGGAGUGGCUUCGUAAGAAGCAUUUCAAGGUCCUGGAGUGGCCUAGCCAGUCUCCAGAUCUCAACCCCAUAGAAAAUCUUUGGAGGGAGUUGAAAGUCUGUGUUGCCCAGCGACAGCCCCAAAACAUCACUGCUCUAGAGGAGAUCUGCAUGGAGGAAUGGGCCAAAAUACCAGCAACAGUGUGUGAAAACCUUGUGAAGACUUACAGAAAACGUUUGACCUGUGUCAUUGCCAACAAAGGGUAUAUAACAAAGUAUUGAGAAACUUUUGUUAUUGACCAAAUACUUAUUUUCCACCAUAAUUUGCAAAUAAAUUCAUUAAAAAUCCUACAAUGUGAUUUUCUGGAUUUUUUUUUCUCAUUUUGUCUGUCAUAGUUGACGUGUACCUAUGAUGAAAAUUACAGGCCUCUCUCAUCUUUUUAAGUGGGAGAACUUGCACAAUUGGUGGCUGACUAAAUACUUUUUUCCCCCACUGUAUCUUGGAAACAUAUUUAAAGAAUGAUCGAUCCUCCAUAAGUCAGCAUGUUUGACUGAAAGGCGUUGACUUCCUUGUUAUAAAUGUAAAUAGAAGCCAGUCGUCACGUCAACAGGACAGUAGCUAAUGCAUCACUAAUGUACUUGUUUUCUUCAUUACUUUUCCCAGGAACUUCAGCAUGAGAACAUUGUGGCGCUUUAUGAUGUCCAGGUAAGUCCUUAAAUGGCUAGAAGCAAAUGAUUUGAGUCAUUAUAACUAGCAAAAUGGGACAGUGCAGGGGCAGGGCAAUAGAGCAGCAUACCAGCAGAACACUCCCAAUCACUAGCUGACCAGUGAGCCAGACAGACAGACACAUUAGAAUGGGUUGCCAAGCUCCUGAGUAUAACUUUUCUCUGUUUGUCCGGUCCAUGUGGAGUUGGCUGCAAAUGUCCAGAGCAGAAGUCUGUGUGUAAAGUCAGUGGACAUGAUGUGUAACCAUUAACUCACACAGACCACUGACUGGUGGGCCAAGGUUGUGACCACUGACUGACUGGUGGAGCUGUGGAGCUUCUCAGUCACAUGACACCACAUGACUGGCCAUGGUUACACCAGCAGCAUGCAUUGUACCGCCCAUCAUCUCCGCUGGUCGCCAAUCAGCACUCAACACCGACCGUCCUCAGUGAUGUAACAGGCCCGGGGGGCAGGGUCGUCCAAGGUGGGAGACAAAAUGGCCGCCACCAAAGGUCAGGCGUUAGUCUAGCUCACCAUGACCUUACUUCAUGGUGACUACUAGACCUGUAGCUUUGGUUCAGCAUGGAAAUCACUGAGCGCCUGAUAUAAAAGAACAGGAAAUGGCCUUUGAAACACCAGCUCAGCCCUCCUCAGUCCAUGAGCGUUUUGUGUGUGUGGGUUUCAUUGUUCACUCCAUGGUUAGCAGGUAGCACUAUGAGUCUCUCUGCGUUCUCUAGCUAUAAAAAGCCUUUCCGGUAGUGUUCCACCCAAUAGGGAGAGAUGGGAAAAGUGGUACAGAGAGAGCUAUUGAAGUGAUGAUCAAGCAGCGCUGCCCACACGGUGAGGCACUUCCUGUGUUUAUGUAAGCCUCCCACCGCGACCCUGCUGCUCUAUCCAUCCGGCCCUCCUCCCGUCAUCCCUCCGUCCGCGCCCCUGAUGUAAUCACCACUUAUAGAGUCAGACGUUUCCGUUAUGCUAAAGUCCCUUAUCAAUGCUGAACAGACUGGAUGAAUGGAAGUAGGUUAAACCCACUAUUACAGGCACUAGGUGCCGAUAUCUUUUCAUACCCCUUAUGAUUAAGAUUAGGAUUGGGGGUCAGGGAAUCUGAUUCUAGAUAUGUGGUUAGGGGGAGGGGCAACUUCUACCUGGAAGUGAAUAGGAAUGCCACAGAACACUCACCAUAACUGAAGACACUGAUUUGUUUUUUUGUGUAACGUGUCUUAGUCAGUCUCUCUCUCUCUCCUCUCCUCUCCCCCCAUUGUCAGGGCUGUACUCUCCCUGGGCCAUCUCUUGCCUCUGCAGCUGUCGCCUUUGGCACACAGGCAGUGGGGCUUAGAGAUGCCGUCUGAAAGGAAAGAGAGGAGAGACAGCGGCUUUGGCGUUUAGAGGGAGACGAAGAUAGUGUUGCAGUGUUAUUGAUGGGUGUUAGGCCUCCAAGCAUCCUCUCUUUCUAGGCUUUCUUUUCACUCUCUGUCUCUCUUUCUAUUGCACUCUCUCUCAUUUCUCUUCUUUGUUUCUUCCCACAGUCUUUGUUUCUUUAGUCCUCUCUCUCUCUCUCCCUCCCUCUCUCCUCCCCUCCCUCUCUCUCUCCCUCCCUCUCUCCUCCCCUCCCUCUCUCUCUCCCUCCCUCUCUCCUCCCCUCCCUCUCUCUCUCCCUCCCUCUCUCCUCCCCUCCCUCUCUCCUCCCCUCCCUCUCUCCUCCCCUCCCUCUCUCCUCCCCUCCCUCUCCAGUCACAGUCUUGGCCUUUCUGUCUGGUGUUAUGUUGUUGUUUAUUCCCCUGUCUGUGACCAUCUGAAUGUGCUGCCUGACCGUAAUGGAGAAGAGUGGGCGACCGCUGGCUUCUGGCCUUGUGGCUGCUAGGUUUCUCUCUCCCUAUCUUUCUCCUCUCUCUUUCCCUUCCUCCCUGUCUUUCACCUCUCUCUUUCCCUUCCUCCCUGUCUUUCUCCUCUCUCUUUCCCUUCCUCCCUGUCUUUCUCCUCUCUCUUUCCCUUCCUCCCUGUCUUUCUCCUCUCUCUUUCCCUUCCUCCCUGUCUUUCUCCUCUCUCUUUCCCUUCCUCCCUGUCUUUCUCCUCUCUCUUUCCCUUCCUCCCUGUCUUUCUCCUCUCUCUUUCUCUAUCCAUUCUGUCGACUCUCUCCCUCUCCCACUAUCUUUCUCUCUCUCUUAAUUUCAAUUCAAUUCAAGGGCUUUAUUGGCAUGGGAAACAUAUGGUAACAUUGCCAAAGCAAGUGAAGUAGAUAAUAAACAAAAGUGAAAUAAACAAUAAAAAUGAACAGUAAACAUUACACCCACAAAAGUUUCAAAAGAAUAAAGACAUUUCAAAUGUCAAAUUAUGUGCAAAUAGUUAAAGUACAAAAGGGAAAAUAAAUAAAUAUAAAUAUUGGUUGUAUUUACAAUGGUGUUUGUUCUUCACUGGUUGCCCUUUUCUUGUGGCAACUAAUCUCUCUCUCUCUCUCUCUCUCUCUCUCUCUCCUUUUUAUUUCUCUCCAUGUCUCUCUCUAGCCAUUCUCUCGCUCUCUCUCUCUCUCUCUGCUAGUGGGCCUCUGCCCAGCCUCUUCAGCUGUUCUGGCUUGCACCACGUGCUCUGUGUCACUUAGUUUACCCAGAGAGCUGUAAAUGACAGGGCUAGUGCAACAACCACCAGACAGAGUUACGGAAGUGUCCUGGGGGGGCAUUGGGGCACCCUCUCCCUCUGACUGAUGCUAUUGUCGGCUAGAGCUGGCUAGGUCACUGUUGUGAGACAAAUGCCUAAAACAGCUGCCACCCUAUCUUUCCAAUAGAAGAUGGCUUUUCCUGAUUGCUAUAAUUCUAAUAGUUCGGCUUAUUUCAGUUUAUGUGACAAAACAAGCACUGAGAAAGGCCAAUUAAGCAAGUGUGGUCUGUUUGCAGUCAACGGUCAUUAGCUGAGGGUAGGAGCACUGUCACUGGGUGUUUGUAGGAGUGUGAGGUGGUGCCUCGUUAGAGAACGCUGCUGGGGAACAUUGAUCUUUGAAAGGCCCGCUGCACGGUGAGAGCUCCUUUUAGAUCUCAAUGCGGGCAAAACAUACAGCCUAGCCUAUAGACACACACAUCACAGACGUUGUGAUAUCAAUCAUUCAUUUGUAGUAUACAGUGCACCCAAUGAUCAAAUCAAAUCAAAUCAAAUCAAAUUUUAUUGGUCACAUGCGCCGAAUACAACAGGUGCAGACAUUACAGUGAAAUGCUUACUUACAGCCCUUAACCAACAGUGCAUUUAUUUUAAACAAAAAAGUAAGAAUAAAACAACAACAAAAAAGUGUUGAGAAAAAAAGAGCAGAAGUAAAAAUAAAGUGACAGUAGGGAGGCUAUAUAUACAAUAGAAUAAAGUGACAGUAGGGAGGCUAUAUAUACAGGGGGGUACCGUUGCAUAGUCAAUGUGCGGGGGCACCGGCUAGUUGAGGUAGUUGAGGUAAUAUGUACAUGUGGGUAGAGUUAAAGUGACUAUGCAUAAAUACUUAACAGAGUAGCAGCAGCGUAAAAAGGAUGGGGUGGGGGGGCAGUGCAAAUAGUCCGGGUAGCCAUGAUUAGCUGUUCAGGAGUCUUAUGGCUUGGGGGUAGAAGCUGUUGAGAAGUCUUUUGGACCUAGACUUGGCACUCCGGUACCGCUUGCCGUGCGGUAGCAGAGAGAACAGUCUAUGACUAGGGUGACUGGAGUCUUUGACAAUUUUGAGGGCCUUCCUCUGACACCGCCUGGUAUAGAGGUCCUGGAUGGAAGGGAGCUUUGCCCCAGUGAUGUACUGGGCCGUACGCACUACCCUCUGUAGUGCCUUGCGGUCAGAGGCCAAGCAGUUGCCAUACCAGGCGGUGAUGCAACCAGUCAGGAUGCUCUCGAUGGUGCAGCUGUAGAAUUUUUUUUUGAUCUGAGGACCCAUGCCAAAUCUUUUUAGUCUCCUGAGGGGGAAUAGGCUUUGUCGUGCCCUCUUCACGACUGUCUUGGUGUGUUUGGACCAUGAUAGUUCGUUGGUGAUGUGGACACCAAGGAACUUGAAGCUCUCAACCUGUUCCACUACAGCCCCGUCGAUGAGAAUGGGGGCGUGCUCAGUCCUCUUUUUUUUCCUGUAGUCCACAAUCAUCUCCUUUGUCUUGGUCACGUUGAGGGAGAGGUUGUUGUCCUGGCACCACACGGCCAGAUCUCUGACCUCCUCCCUAUAGGCUGUCUCAUCGUUGUCGGUGAUCAGGCCUACCACUGUUGUGUCGUCGGCAAACUUAAUGAUGGUGUUGGAGUCGUGCCUGGCCAUGCAGUCAUGGGUGAACAGAGAGUACAGGAGGGGACUGAGCACGCACCCCUGAGGGGCCCCCGUGUUGAGGAUCAGUGUGGCAGAUGUGUUGUUACCUACCCUUACCACCUGGGGGCGGCCCGUCAGGAAGUCCAGGAUCCAGUUGCAGAGGGAGGUGUUUAGUCCCAGGAUCCUUAGCUUAGUGAUGAGCUUUGAGGGCACUAUGGUGUUGAAUGCUGAGCUGUAGUCAAUGAAUAGCAUUCUCACGUAGGUGUUCCUCUUGUCCAGGUGGGAAAGGGCAGUGUGGAGUGCGAUAGAGAUUGCAUCAUCUGUGGAUCUGUUGGGGCGGUAUGCAAAUUGGAGUGGGUCUAGGGUUUCUGGGAUUAUGCUGUUGAUGUGAGCCAUGACCAGUCUUUCAAAGCACUUCAUGGCUACAGACGUCAGUGCUACGGGUCGGUAGUCAUUUAGGCAGGUUAUCUUAGAGUUCUUGGGCACGGGGACUAUGGUGGUCUGCUUGAAACAUGUUGGUAUUACAGACUCAGUCAGGGACAUGUUGAAAAUGUCAGUGAAGACACUUGCCAGUUGGUCAGCACAUGCUCGGAGUACACGUCCUGGUAAUCCGUCUGGCCCUGCGGCCUUGUGAAUGUUGACCUGCUUAAAAGUCUUACUCACAUCGGCUACGGAGAGCGUGAUCACAUAGUCGUCCGGAACAGCUGGUGCUCUCAUGCAUGCUUCAGUGUUGCUUGCCUCGAAGCGAGCAUAGAAGUGGUUUAGCUCGUCUGGUAGGCUUGUGUCACUGGGCAGCUCGCGGCUGUGCUUCCCUUUGUAGUCUGUAAUAGUUUUCAAGCCCUGCCACAUCCGACGAGCGUCAGAGCCAGUGUAGUAUGAUUCAAUCUUAGACCUGUAUUGACUCUUUGCCUGUUUGAUGGUUCGUCGGAGGUCAUAGCGGGAUUUCUUAUAAGCGUCCGGGUUAGAGUCCCGUUCCUUGAAAGCGGCAGCUCUACCCUUUAGCUCAGUGCGGAUGUUUCCUGUAAUCCAUGGCUUCUGGUUGGGGUAUGUACGUACGGUCACUGUGGGGACGACAUCAUCGAUGCACUUAUUGAUGAAGCCAGUGACUGAUGUGGUGUACUCCUCAAUGCUGUCUGAAGAAUCCCGGAACAUGUUCCAGUCUGUGCUAGCAAAACAGUCCUGUAGCUUAGCAUCUGCGUCAUCUGACCACUUUUUUAUUAGCCGAAUCACUGGUGCUUCCUGCUUCAGUUUUUGCUUAUAAGCAGGAAUCAGGAGGAUAGAGUUAUGGUCAGAUUUGCCAAAUGGAGGGCGAGGGAGAGCUUUGUAUGCGUCUCUGUGUGUGGAGUAAAGGUGGUCUAGAGUUUUUUCCCCUCUGGUUGCACAUUUAACAUGCUGGUAGAAAUGAGGUAGAACGGAUUUAAGUUUCCCUGCAUUAAAGUCCCCUGCUACUAGGAGCGCUGCAUCUGGAUGAGCGUUUUCCUGUUGAUUAAUGGCCUUGUACAACUCAUUCAGUGCAAUCUUAAUGCCAGCAUUGGUUUGUGGUGGUAAAUAGACAGCUAUGAAAAAUAUAGAUGAAAACUCUCUUGGUAAAUAGUGUGGUCUACAGCUUAUCAUAAGAUACUCUACCUCAGGCGAGCAAAACCUUGAGACUUCCUUAGUAUUUGAUUUUGUGCACCAGCUGUUGUUUACAAAUAUACAGAGACCGCCACCCCUCGUCUUACCCGAGUCUGCCGUUCUGUCCUGCCGAUGUAGCGUAUAGCCUGCUAGCUGAAUGUUGUCAUUGUUGUCGUUCAGCCACGACUCCGUGAAACAUAAGAUAUUACAGUUUUUAAUGUCCCGUUGGUAGGAUAACCGUAAUCUUAAAUCGUCCAUUUUAUUCUCCAAAGCUUGAACGUUGGCUAAUAGGAUUGAUGGGAGAGGCAGUUUACUCGUUCGCCGUCGGAUCCUUACAAGGCACCCGGAUCUGCGUCCACGAUAUCUCCGUCUCUUCCUCACGCGAAUGACGGGGAUCUGGGCCUUGUCGGGAGUCUGUAGAAUAUCCUUCGCGAACGCCUCGUUGAAGAAAAAGUGUUCGUCCAACGCGAGGUGAGUAAUCGCUGUCCUGAUAUCCAGAAGCUCUCUUUGGUUAUAAGAGACGAUGGCAGAAACAUUAUGUACAAAAUAAAUUACAAAUAACGCGGAAAAACACACAUAAUAGUACAAUUGGUUAGAGGGCUGUAAAACGGCAGCCAUCUUCUUCCGGCGCUGUUUUAGUAUACACAGAGACCUCCACUCAUACACACACAGCAUGCACACUCAAAUUAAUUAAUCUGUCAUGGCUCAACACACACACAGCAAUCACUAGUACACACACACACAUUUAGGCACACACACUCACAACUCCUCAAUCAAUCACGCACACACACGCGCUCGCACACAAUCACACUGUGGCUUUUCCUGGUCUUCUGGCCUACACCAUCUGCUAAUACCACAGUGACAUAUUAGUGUGAAUGUGGUCUCUAACCAAGCACUGAGUAGUUUCACACACAUUCUUUGUGAACACGUGCGUGUGAGAUUUCUGACUGUUUCUACCUCCUUCUGCACGUAUUGCAAGUCACUCUGGAAACGAAACCAACGACUCAAUAUGCAGUGCAUUCGGAAAGUAUUCAGGCUCCUUGACUUUUUCCACAUUUUGUUAUGUUACUGCCUUAUUCUAAAAUUGAUGAAAUAAUUUUUUUUCCUCAUCAAUCUACAUGCAAUACUCCAUAAUGACAAAGCGAAAAGUUAUUUUGAAAUUUUAGCUAAUUUAUUAAAAAUUAAAAACAGAUACCUUAUUUACAUAAGUAUUCAGACCCUUUGUUAUGAGAUUGGAAAUUGAGCUCAGGUGCAUCCUGUUUCCAUUGAUCAUCCUUGAUGUUUCUACAACUUGAUUCGAGUCCACCUGUGGUAAAUUCAAUUGAUUGGACAUGAUUUGGAUAGGCACACACCUUUCUAUAUAAGGUCCCACAGUUGACAGUGCAUGUCAGAGCAAAAACCAAGCCAUGAGGUCAAAAUAAUUGUCUGUAGAGCUCCGAGACAGGAUUGUGUCGAGGCACAGAUCUGGGGAAGGGAACCAAAACAUUUCUGCAGCAUUGAAGGUCCCCAAGAACAUAGUGGUGUCCAUCAUUCUUAAAUGGAAGAAGUUUGGAACCACUAAGACUCUUCCUAGAGCUGGCCAACCUGAGCAAUGGGGCAGAAGGGCCUUGGUCAGGGAGGUGACCAAGAACCUGAUGGUCACUCUGACAGAGCUCCAGAGUUCCUCUGUGGAGAUGGAAGAACCUUACAGAAUGACAACCAUCUCUGCAUUGCUCCACCAAUUAGGCCUUUAUGGUAGAGUGGCCAGACGGAAGCCACUGCUCAGUAAAAGGCACAUGAGAGCCCGCUCGGAGUUUGCGAAAAGGCACCUAAAGGACUCUCAGACCAUGAGAAACAAGAUUCUCUGGUCUGAUGAAACCAAGAUUGAACUCUUUGGCUUGAAUGCCAAGCGUCACGUCUGGAGGAAACCUGGCACCAACCCUACGGUGAAGCAUGGUGGUGGCAGCAUCAUGCUGUGGGGAUGUUUUUCAGCGGCAGGGAUUGGUAGACUAGUCAGUAUCAAGGGAAAGAUCAACGGAGCAAAGUACAGAGAGGUCCUUGAUGAAAACGUGCUCCAGAGCGCUCAGGAACUGAGACUGGGGCGAAGGUUCACCAUCCAACAGGACAAUUUAAUCCAUUUUAGAAUAAGGCUGUAACGUCACAAUGUGGAAAAAGUCAAGGGGUCUGAAUAUCAAUCAAUCAAUCAAUCAAUCAAAUUGUAUUUAUAAAGCCCUUUUUACAUCAGCAGAUGUCACAAAGUGCUAUACAGAAACCCAGCCUAAAACCCCAAACAGCAAGCAAUGCAGAUGUAGAAGCACGGUGGCUAGGAAAAACCCCCUAGAAAGGCAGAAACCUAGGAAGAAACCUAGAGAGGAACCAGGCUCUGAGAGGUGGCCACUCCCCUUCUGGCUGUGCCGGGUGGAGAUUGUAACACUACAUGUUCAUGAAGGCCAGAUUUUUCAGAAUACUUGCCGAACGUACUGUAACUGUAAUUAAUUUGAGUGUUUUUUCAUAAAGGAGUCAUGUUUAUUAAGCCAGUAUGGGUGUAGGAGUAGGGCUGGAUGACGGGAAGGUUACAGGGCUUACAGUGAGGGGAAAAAAGUAUUUGAUCCCCUGCUGAGUUUGUACGUUUGCCCACUGACAAAGAAAUGAUCCGUCUAUAAUUUUAAUGGUAGGUUUAUUUGAACAGUGAGACAGAAUAACAACAAAAAAAUCCAGAAAAACGCAUGUAAAAAAUGUUAUAAAAUGAUUCGAAUUUUAAUGAGGGAAAUAAGUAUUUGACCCCCUCUCAAUCAGAAAGAUUUCUGGCUCCCAGGUGUCUUUUAUACAGGUAACGAGCUGAGAUUAGGAGCACACUCUUAAAGGGAGUGCUCCUAAUCUCAGUUUGUUACCUGUAUAAAAGACAUCUGUCCACAGAAGCAAUCAAUCAAUCAGAUUCCAAACUCUCCACCAUGGCCAAGACCAAAGAGCUCUCCAAGGAUGUCAGGGACAAGAUUGUAGACCAACACAAGGCUGGAAUGGGCUACAAGACCAUCGCCAAGCAGCUUGGUGAGAAGGUGACAUCAGUUGGUGCGAUUAUUCGCAAAUGGAAGAAACACAAAAUAACUGUCAAUCUCCCUCGGCCUGGGGCUCCAUGCAAGAUCUCACCUCGUGGAGUUGCAAUGAUCAUGAGAACGGUGAGAAAUCAGCCCAGAACUACAUGGGAGGAUCUUGUCAAUGAUCUCAAGGCAGCUGGGACCAUAGUCACCAAGAAAUCAAUUGGUAACACACUACGCAGUGAAGGACUGAAAUCCUGCAGCGCCCGCAAGGUCCCCCUGCUCAAGAAAUCACAUAUACAGGGCCGUCUGAAGUUUGCCAAUGAACAUCUGAAUGAUUCAGAGGAGAACUGGGUGAAAGUGUUGUGGUCAGAUGAGACCAAAAUCGAGGUCUUUGGCAUCAACUCAACUCGCCGUGUUUGGAGGAGGAGGAAUGCUGCCUAUGACCCCAAGAACACCAUCCCCACCGUCAAACAUGGAGGUGGAAACAUUAUGCUUUGGGGGUGUUUUUUUGCUAAGGGGACAGGACAACUUCACCGCAUCAAAGGGACGAUGGACGGGGCCAUGUACCGUCAAAUCUUGGGUGAGAAACUCCUUCUCUCAGCCAGGGCAUUGAAAAUGGGUCGUGGAUGGGUAUUCCAGCAUGACAAUGACCCAAAACACACGGCCAAGGCAACAAAGGAGUGGCUCAAGAAGAAGCACAUUAAGGUCCUGGAGUGGCCUAGCCAGUCUCCAGACCUUAAUCCCAUAGAAAAUAUGUGGAGGGAGCUGAAGGUUCGAGUUGCCAAACGUCAACCUCGAAACCUUAAUGACUUGGAGAAGAUCUGCAAAGAGGAGUGGAACAAAAUCCCUCCUGAGAUGUGUGCAAACCUGGUGAACAACUACAAGAAACGUCUGUCCUCUGUGAUUGCCAACAAGGGUUUUGCCACCAAGUACAAAGUAAUGUUUUGCAGAGGGGUCAAAUACUUAUUUCCCUCAUUAAAAUGCAAAUCAAUUUAUAACAUUUUUGACAUGCGUUUUUCUGGAUUUUUUUGUUGUUAUUCUGUCUCUCACUGUUGAAAUAAACCUACCAUUAAAAUGAUAGACUGAUCAUGUCUUUGUCAGUGGGCAAACUUACAAAAUCAGCAGUGGAUCAAAUACUUUUUUCCCUCACUGUAGUCAGAUUCUAAGGUAUUCUGCUCAUUAGGCUUAUAGCAUAAUAACAGGCCUGCGCAACACAAGCUAGGCGCUAGGCUACGUCUGUCCCUGCACUUCUUUAUGGAGCUGUUAUCAUUAAGUGGGAGAGGGAGGCAGCAGUGCGAUGCAGAGAACAGUAAUCACAGGGUAGAGUGUUUCUCUCUCUCUCUCUCUCUCUCUCUGCAGGCUGACACAGCCCACGCUGUACUGUACAGCAUAGCUCGGUACAUCCCCGCUAUUUCAUUAAAGGUUCACUGCAGAGAUUGAGAGAGGGAGUGUGAGAGUGUGUAAGGGGUACACCAGAAUUCCAUAAGGCAUUUUAAUGGAUUCGAGACAGAUAGUAUUUGUCCAUCUUGAAUUGGCAUCUAUGACACUAGCCUGGUACACAGCCCACACUGAUUCACCAGAUGUGAAAUAGGAGAGGGAGAGGUUGACAGAUAAGAGCCACAAGUAAAAUAGAUAGAAGAGAGUGAGAUGGAGGGAGGGAGGAAAGGAGGUAGGAUGCGGGUUUGUUUAUGAAGUUGAAGAGUCAUUUGUCUGUGAGGCAGUCCCUGGUGGAAGCUUUCAAAACAAAACCUGAACUUUGUCUGAACUCUGGUAGAACACUGUGUCCUAGCAUCAGAGAGGGUGUGUGUGUGCGUGCACAUGUGUGUGUUGAAAGAAGGGGAGGUAAAGAGAGGUAAAGGGGGUGGGGAGGGGGACUGACUUGAUAAAAGAAGGGGUGGGCUCUUGGCAGUAGAACUUGUUCUUGGCGCACAUGGGAGAUUUCAGGAAUUGUAUCAAAUACACUGCAUUCGGAAAGUAUUCAGACCCCUUGACUUUUUCCACAUUUUGUUACGUUACAGGCUUAUCCUAAAAUUGAUUAAAUAAAACAUUUUCCUCAUCAACCUAAACACAAUACCCCACAAUGACAAAGCAAAAACAGGUUUUUAGAAAUUUUGCACAUUUAUUUAAAGUAAAAAACAGAAAUACCUUAUUUACAUAAGUUUUCAGACCCUUUGCUAAUAGUUUCGAAAUUGAGCUCAGGUGCAUCCUGUUUCCAUUGAUCAUCCUUGGGAUGCUUCUACAACUUGAUUGAUCCACCUGUGGUAAAUUCAAUUGAUUGGACAUGAUUUGGAAAGACAUGCACUGUCCCACAGUUGACAGUGCAUGUCAGAGCAAAAACCAAGCCAUGAGGUCGAAGGAAUUGUCCGUAGAGCUCCGAGACAGGAUUAUGUCGAGGCACAGAUCUGGGGAAGGGUACCAAACAAUUUCUGCAGCAUUGAAGGUCCCCAAGAACACAGUGGCCUCCAUCAUUCUUAAAUGGAAGAAGUUUGGAACCACCAAGACACUUCCUAGAGUUGGCCCAAACUGAGCAAUCGCGGGAGAAGGGCCUUGGUCAGGGAGGUGGCCAAGAACCUAAUGGUCACUCUGACAGAGCUCCAGAGUUCCUCUGUGGAGAUGGGAGAACCUUUCAGAAGGACAACCCUCUCUGCAGCACUGAAGACUAGCCAGGAUCGAGGGAAAGAUUAACGGAGCAAAGUACAGAGAGAUCCUUGAUGAAAACCUGCUCCAGAGCGCUCAGGACCUCAGACUGGGGCGAAGGUUCAACUUCCAACAGGACAACGACCCUAAGCACACAGCCAAGACAACGCAGGAGUGGCUUCGGGACAAGUCUUUGAAUGUCCCUGAGUGGCCCAGCCAGAGCCCAGACUUAAACCCGAUCAAACAUCUCUGGAGAGACCUGAAAAUAGCUGUUCAGCGACGCUUCCCGUACAACCUGAAAGAUUAUCUGCAGAUAAGAAUGGGAGAAAUUCCCCAAAUACAGGUGUGCCAAGCUUGUAGCGUCAUACCCAAUAAGACUCAAGGCUGUAAUCACUGCCAAAGGUGCUUCAACAAAGUAUUUAUGUAAAUAUGAUAUUUCCGGGGGGGUUUCUAAAAAAAAUUGUUUUGCUUUGUCAUUAUGGGGUAUUGUGUAUAGAUUGAGGGGAAAAAAUAAUUUAAACAAUUUUAAAAUAAGGCUUUAACGUAACAAAAUGUGAAAUAAGUAAAGCGGUCUGAAUUCUUUCCAAAUGCACUGUGCAUCAAACACAUGGUGUGUUUGAUGCCAUUCCAUUUGCUCUGUUCCAGCCAUUAUUAUGAGCCGUCCUCCCUUCAGCAGCCUCGACUGAGUUAGAAACUCCCACCCAGCACACUCAAAUCUUCCACACACACACACAUACUGCUUUCACGUAGGAAUAACGGUAGUUGCCUGUAAAAAAAAAAGUGCCGAAGUUGGUGGUUAUUGGUGGGCAUUGGAACACGCUGUCAUACACAUCGAUCCAGAGCAACCCAAACAUGCUCAAUGGGUGAUAUGUCUGGUGAGUAUGCAGGCCAUGGAAGGACUGGGACAUUUUCAUCUUCUAGGAAUUGUGUACAUAUCCUUGCGACAUGGGGCCGUGCAUUAUCAUGCUGAAACAUGAGGUGAUGGCAGCGGAUGAAUGGCACGACAAUGGGCCUCAGGAUCUCGUGACGGUAUCUCUGUGCAUUCAAAUUGCCAUUGAUGAAAUUGUGUUUGUUGUCUGUAGGUUAUGCUUGCCCAUACCAUAACCCCACCGUCGUCAUGAAGCACUCUGUUUACAACGUUGACAUCAGCAAACUGCUCUCCCACAUGGCGCCAUACACAUGGCCUGCGGUUGUGAGGCCGGUUGGACGUACCGCCAAAUUCUCUAAAACGACUUUGGAGGCGGCUUAUGGCAGACAAAUUAACAUUCAAUUCUCUGGCAACAGCUCUGGUGGACAUUCCUGCAGUCAGCAUGCUAAUGCACACUCCCUCAAAACUUGAGACAUCUGUGGCAUUGUGUUGUGUGACAAAACUGCACAUGUUAGAGUGGCCUUUUAUUGUCCCCAGCACAAGGUAUACCUGUGUAAUGAUCAUGCUGUUUAAUCAACUUCUUGAUAUGCCACACCUGUCAGGUGGAUGGAUUAUCUUGGCAAAGGAGAAAUGCUCACUAACAGGAAUGUUUUACCACCUCCAUUUACAGUAUUUGCCCAGACAGAAACCAAUUGACCAAAUAGCCUAUACAGAUGGAGCUUCAGUAAAACAAAAUCAGAUUGAUUGAUUGAUUAUCAGACAAGUCAGUGAAGUCACAGGCUUUUGGUUGGGAGUAGGCCUAGGCUGCUAAGCGACUGCGAGUGAAGAGCAAAAUAAUCCACUUGUUAAACUACAUAACAUGGCAAAAUGUUCUAAUAAAUGAGCCAACUAGUCAUGAGCAGUACUCACCUCAACGUAGGUAACAUUUCCCCAGCCUAAUUGUAGCCUAACCAAUAUCCAAACGAAGAUUCAGUGAAAACAAAAAUCUGACAGAUUGAUUUAUCAAGAUGAGCCCCCACGCUUGCAAGAGUGGCGCAGUGGUUUGAAUCCAGGCUCUGUCGUAGCUGGCCGCGACCGGGAGACCCAUGGGGAGGCGCACAAUUGGCCCAGCGUCGUCCAGGGUAGGGGAGGGAAUGGCCGGCAGGGAUGUAGCUCAGUUGGUAGAGCAUGGCGUUUGCAACGCCAGGUUUGUGGGUUCGAUUCCCACGGGGGGCCAGUAUGAAAAAAAAAAAAUGUAUGCACGUAUGAGCGUCUGCUAAAUGACAAAAAUGUAAAAAAAUGUAAGGGCAUAGAGUUUAAGAGCGUAGUGUGUGCCAAGGCCACCUCAGCAUUAUGGCUAUGUUUCAUACUAAGCCAUAGGCAGAACUUUAUCGAAAUAAUUGUUAUUUAUUUUAUUUUACCGGGUAAGUUGACUGAGAACACAUUCUCAUUUACAGCAACUAGGUCGUUUGGUGUAAAUAAAAGGUUAGGUUUUGAUACCGGCAAUACCUUUCAUAUAUAAAGAAAAGGCGGAAAAUAGUUGACGGUAUGGUAAAGUAUAAUACUGUAGCUCUUAGAAAAGCUGGGGGUAGUUUGUGUGCUUUGUUCGUCCUGAGGGAGGGAAAAUUAUUAGCUUUGUGUCUUAUUUGACACACACACACAUGCAUAUUUGGUUAUAGGAUUUUAACUUCCCAUAUGUACCAAGCAAGGAGAAAGUGUUAUGCUAGAGGCAUCUAAUUUCAAGAUGCUUUUCUGACAACAACAACAGUCUGAGUCAAUAUUGUCCUGACAUUCUUUACUGUACAGUACUGCCUCUGUCUUGUCUUGGCCUAAGGCGAGGGAAGAGGAGCAGGAUACCUCUUGUUAGUUGGCCUAAUUUCUGGACACUCGUGACCUAAACAGUGAUCUCAUAGAGGGACAGUGCAAGGUUGUCUCCGAUGUGAUGCCUUUGCAGGACACAAGUAUCCCAUAGAUACUUGUGUCUCAGAAUUCUCAGGACUACUCUGAAUUUGAGUAACAGAUGUGUGCCGGGUGGAUUUCCAGUCCACAUAUGGAACCCUAUUCUCUAAUGUCCUCAGCCAUUUUAAACUGAGCCCAGCCGGCCCCCUCCCCUCCCCUCCCCUCUCCCACUGUUACCUUCCCCCCUUCGUUCUUAUGUAGCCCAGGACUCAUGGAGUCAACUGUGUGACGCAACAAGCAGGACAGGCACACUGACAAUAUGUUGUUGUUUUGGCCCAGCUCUAGAGUUGUGUUGGCAUUCUGAACAUUUCUGUGAGGUGGAGGGCUGAAGCGGUGGAAAAUGGUUGGGGGAUGUUUUGAGUUUCCCUCCUCAAGACAACAUUUCUUCGAGCUGAUGUAGUACUGUUCCUUCUAGUGUUUUCUAGAAGAGCAUCGAUCAAAGCUCUUUUUUGGCAUAACUCUGACUAGAUCGCCUCAUGACUCAGUGGUUUUCCAUCAAACAAGUGGAUGGGAAUAGAAGGAUUGUGAAUAUGACUGCCUGUGUUUGUGAGGGGCUGCUGAUGUUGGAUAACAGGAAGCAGAAUUGUUUUUAGUUGUUUUGGUGUAUUCCUUUGAGGAAGGAGGGUUAUGUAGAAUAACCCUGUUGGCAGUUGGUCUUGUGUGUCUGUGUCCAAGGUCCAUCAAUUCUUUAACAGAUAGUGUUUUGUGUGACAGUACAUUCUGACUCAUUGGGUGUCUCCUCUCUUGUGGUAAACGUGUUGAUAAUAACAACAGCUGUAACCAACCACUGCCUUAGAAAAUACUGGACCAUGGAAGAGGUUUUGGACUCUAUUGUAGGAUUGCUUUUAUGGUGGCAUAGACAGUUCAUUGUCAACCUACUGAGGGCUGGAGGAUGAACAGGGUUAGGCUGUCCUGUAUUUGUACCUCUCACGUAUCAGUUACCUUCCCCCUCCAGGACAGUGCCCAGCCUGACCAACUCCCUUCUUUCCUCUCAUCCUAUUCUUCCUCUCCCAGUCCCCAUCUCCCCCAUCAACCAGUAUAGAGCAGGGGCUGAAAACAGCUCGUUAUGUAAUCUUCCCCAGGCCUAGACCAGCCACCACACACACACACACACCAGAGCGGAUAAUGAUGGUGGUGGGGCCUCCCUACGUCUCCCCUCCCCCAUUGCCACAACCCAACAGCAGCAUCCUAGAAUCCCAUUAUCCUAUUAUCCACAGCCACGAGCCAAUGGGAUUGGCCAGGGAGGAGGGGGCCCAGCCAAUAAGCCUGGUGCAGGCUGACAGGUCAGCUGAUAGGAAUGAGCUGAAGUGGAAUUAAUGGGUGGCUGGUUUGCGGAGCGAGGCAGUGGUGGUUGCUCUCCAUCUGGAGACCUUGGCUGAGAGACCAUUAGAACCAGAGAGUAAUGCAGUCCAGUAACUGACUAGUAUGGCUGUUGGUGGUCAAGGAAUUGAUUUUCUGAGACACAUUGAUUUGUUAGUACGGUACACAGAAAAUAAUGCAAUAAAAUGUAUUUGAACUCAUACGCUCCUUAGAAAGGAAAGAAGCCUUCAUACCUAGAAUCAAUUAUGGAAAUGGGUUUUGCCUGGCCAUGUCACAUGGUCACAAGAAACACUUCUGGAUCUAAUCAUAGAUAGCCUACUUAGAAUGGCGCUGAAGGGAUUGGAAAAUGUGUGACGACAGUUGUGUUCUUUAUGGUUGUUGUUGUUGAUGAGAACUUGAUGCGCACGCCAAGAUGCUUGAUCUGCCAUAUGCUGCAGUACCCUCAACCUGACACCACACACACACACACACACACACACACACACACACACACACACACACACAUGGGCAAACACACACCCAAACACUCCCCCUAAUACAUGUGAGCUUGCUUGCUUAACCUGGAGGCCUGCUUGUGUUACUUGGCUUCUGUCCAGCAUCUUCUUAGCUCCUGCAUCACCAUGUUGACAAGGUGGCUCCUAUAUCUGUCACAUUUCCCAGUUCCCUUGAACACAAUACCCCGAACACACACACACCCCAACAACCUCCGCUUGGCCCUGUUGUGUAAUGAACUCUAUUCCUCUCCCCUCAGAAAUGUAGACGGUAGCACGACACAGCUUGGAGGUGAGGGGUUCACUAAGGAUGGCACGUUUUCUUGAUCUUAACCCCAUGUCAGUCGCACAGUGUGAGAUGGAGGAUGAGGGUGUCAAUGUGGUUGUAGAUUGGAGUCAGCUAUUGUACUGUACGGACCCAAUCCAGAUCAGUUAUGCCAUGGGCUUCAGUUCACGCUGAGUGGCAAGGGAAUCUUAUUCUCCGAACUGUACACAUAAGUCGCUCUGGAUAAGAGCGUCUGCUAAAUGACGUAAAUGUAAAUGUAAUGAUCCAUCUAUACAGCAUAUGUAGGCUAUAUCUGUCUGCGCCAUACAUACAUGUCAGUCUGUUUGACGAAGCUGUUCCUCUAUGUAGUGGAUGUGACUGGUGUUGAGAGAGAUGAUCACUCUAACCCAUGUUAUUUCUCUUCUCUCUUCCAGGAAACUCCCAACUCUGUGUUCCUGGUCAUGGAGGUAGGUGGAGUGUCACACUGUCAGCAUGCAACCUCUUCGACCGAGCUGCCUGUAGGCUGCCAGGGUCUCUGUCUUUGUGUUGAUACCUCUUCCCCCCCCCCCCCAUGCUCGCUCUCUCUCCACGUUCCCAUGGUUAUUUCCUCAGUUCUAUGAGAAGCUGCAAACCCGGCGGCGGAGAGGAGGCGGAGGGGCGAGGCAGGCGGAGGCGGAGCGGAGGAGGCGGGGAGGCGGGAGGCGGGGAGGGGGAGGAGGCGGAGGCGGAGGAGAGGAGGGAGGCGGAGGAGGAGGCGGAGAGGGAGGAGGAGGAGAGAGAGGCGGAGGAGGAGGAGGCGGAGGGAGGAGGAGGAGGAGGAGGAGAGGAGGCGGAGGAGGAGGAGGAGGAGGAGGACGGCGGAGAGGGGAGGAGGAGAGGAGAUGAGGCUUCUUGGAGGAGGGGAGGAGGAGUAGGGGAGGAGGAGCGGUGCGCGAGUUCUUGAGGAGGAGGAGGAUUCUUCUUCGUCUUCUUCUUAUUGCUUACUUCACUUCUUCUUUUCUUCGUAUUCUUUCGUUUAUUCUUCUAUUCGGCUUCUUCUUCUUCUUCUUCUUUCGUCUUCUUCUUCUUCUUCCCCCCUCUCAUUGCUCAAGACCCCAAAAUUCCACAAACUGGCUGAAGAAAAUAAAAACUAUAUGCCACCUUAAGUAGCCCUCUAAAAAUAUACCUAUACACCCACACCCCUAUUUCGAGGAAUCCUGUUAUCCAAGAGCAAAACUUUGUUUGUUUGCCUUAUAUUUAGCCCUGCAAUACUUAUUCUGCCCCUUCUCAUAUUCUAGCUGUUGUUAAGCUAACUGGCUGUGAAAAGUGUCAUGGGACCCUGGUACCUGUUACCUUGGCCUGCCUAGGGGGUGUUCUAGCUUGUUGUUGUAGACAGGGCUGUUGUUCUGAGAGCCACACUGACACUAAGGAGACAGGGUCUGCUGUCACAGGAGGAGAAACAGACAUAAAUCUGGCUUUGGUCUUCUAGCUAGCAGGCUGCUUAAUCAAUGCUAUACCACUACCAGAGAGAUGGGCAUAGAUAGCAUCGACAGUAGGCUAGCAUGGAUGCUAAUCCGGCUGGUGUUUGCCAGACUCUGCUUGUUUUGCUUAGUAAGAAAGUAUUGUCUUACUCAAAGGUUAGAGGAAGGAUCAGAUGAAUUAUUACUUAUUAAGCAGUCAGCGCUCAGGGCUCACGCUCCAGCAUUUUGGCACUGGUUGGAAAACAUUGAAAAGGACACUGUUUUAGGGGAAACAAUGCCCUUUCAGCUGCCACAUUGACUUUCUGUAUGAAGCAAAGCAGUCUCUUUAUUUGAGCGAACAUUAUUAAUGUGCAGUAUGUUAUUUUAAAAUUGUUGUCCUCACACGGAAAUGAAUAAGAUAGAUUCACUAGAAUCGAAUUAUGGCCCCUAAACAAAUCAUGGCAGCCCAUAACCUUACAGCAAUCAAUGUGGGCACCCCCAUAACAGUGAAAUAUGUUAACGUUACACUAGCACUGUGUGGUUAUGGCAGACCCCUAAGAAUGUGUUAUUGAAACCCUUGCUCAAUGCCUCUGGCCUUAAAGAGCAGAGGGUCUUUGCUUUGAUCAGAGGAAGCUCUGGUAACCAACAGGACUUAAUUGGUGGUUCAACUGACAGAACUGGAAAAUGAUGGACAGACAGGGGGUAGAUGCUAGCAUAAAUUAGCCUACUACUUAGCGCCCCUCUUUCUCCUCCACUUUCUCUCCCCUGCUCCCUCGCACCUUUUCUUGAACUCCCUCCCGAACUCUCCCUCUCGAACUCUCUCUCCCUAACUCUCUCUCACUAACUCUCUCUGUCUUUCAUGUACUACUCUCCCACACACUCUCUCCUUCCCUCGCUCUGUGUUGACUAAUGCCAGGAUUAACAGAGACUGUCAGUACUGAUAACAACAGUCAUUCAUCAGAUUAAUUGAUGAUACCAUCAUUAUCUGGGCUUUGUGGUCACACACAACACACACAUGUACACACACACACACACACACACACACACACACACACACACACACAUAUAUACACACACACACACACACAGCUUGAUACUGUUAAUCCGUGUUGUUCUUACACAGCCUGCUAAUAGAAUGGUUUUGUUUGUUUUGUUCCUCCCCACAGUACUGCAAUGGUGGCGAUCUGGCUGACUAUCUGCAAGGUAAGCAUCACACUAAUCUCAACACACACACUGGGUAUUAUUCAUCAAAACAAAGUAACUAGCAGUGGAGAGCACUGUGGGUACUUUUGUGUGCAUCUCUGUCUGCCUUUUGUGUGUGGUGUGUGUUCCCAAUGCAAGGGAGUGCUGUGUGUAGGAGCCGUCACAGUGAUAUGACACAAUGGGUUCCUUAUUUAGCACCGAGGUCAGCACAGCUCUGACGCCAGUCUAGAAAUCUGCCAUCUCAAAGGUCACUCAUCUCUCAUAAUGCUUCCCAAGAAAGCACCAACCACUGAAUGUCUUAAUACGAUGCUGCUUGUGGAGGUCUACAUGGUAUAUAAUUGACUUUAUGGAUAUAGCAGUUUACAGCAGUGAAUUGCAUAACACACACACCUGUCUCCCUGUUGAUAUGGAUCAUAUUUCCAUAUGUAUAUCAAUGUCAACAGCAGGUAGUUAUGUGUUAAUCCCAGCAGAGCUACAGUUGAGUAACAGAGAAAGAGAGAGGUCAUCAUGAAAUGGACACCAUAACAAGAGGUCAAUGGGGAGUCUUAAGAGGCACUGAGGAACAGAAUGUCCCGGUGCACCAGGUUUAGUGUAGAUACUGGUGUACAGAGGAAAGUCCUCAUGUUGUGUUCUGAUUCACUUGUUAUCAGGGGAACUGUUGUUGUACAGGCGCACGCUUUCACGUUACCUCAGAGCAUGGUACAGUGUCUGUACCUCUCUCUUCUAGCACACACGCACAGUCGCACUCUCCCCCUUUCUGUCGCUCUCUCUCUCUGUCGUUCUCGCCCUCUUUCUCUCUCUCUCUUUUAGCUCUUUCUCUCUCCCUUAUAAACCCUGGUAUAAUGGCACCACACAACCAUGUUAUGUUAUUUCACUAAUUGCACAACUUUGCUGCGUUAGAAGAAAUUGCCACUGUUGUACUUUAGAGAGAGUGUUGUUAAAUCCCUGAUUAAUGUGUGUAAGCACGGUUAGAUUGAAAUAAGAUCCAUUGUGACCAUAAUGGUUUGGUUUACCCAGGAAUCCUCUUAGCUAGCAGCACACUGGAUUAGCUAAUGUUGUUGUUGUUUCACUACAAUCAGUACAGGCAGGGACCAGGCACACUCCACUGGCCAACCUCUUAUGCUAGCUAACAUUCACUGUUAAUACUUUUAUUACUUAGGCUGCUAAUAUUCAAACAAUUACUAUCCCUAAUCGGUUGUGCUUGCAUAAAAGAUGUAGACUACUUGCAGAAUAAGCAUUUUGUGCAGGCUGUUUUCCCUUGGAUUCAGGGUGUAGUUGUGGUGACAGAGCUCUCCCAAUGCAUCUUGAUGUAGAAGUGUUAAUGCAUUUCUCUCAUUGAUAUCGGUGCAUCUCAAUCACUUAAAUGUAAACUGAGGCAAUCAGUCAUUAAUGCAAAGCAUCAGGGAGAUGGGUAUUGAGUGUGUGUAACUGCUGGCAAAUGUUUUGUAUGAGUCCCAUGUGGCUCAGUUGGUUGAGCAUGGCGCUUGCAACAUCAGAGUUGUGGGCUUCGUUUUCCACGAAGGAAAAGUAUGAAAAUGUAUGCACUCGCUCUGGAUAUGAGCAUCUGCUAAAUUACUCAAAUGUAAAUCUAAAAAUGUAAAUACAUGUUAAUGAUCAGUGUGGGUUAAACGUUAGUGUUAUAAAAAGUUGUCUCUGUGGCCUCUAGACUAGUGCAUAGUGGGUGGGUAAUGUCCUUUAUAGAGAUUUCAGUGCAGUAUGGGUAAUGUAGUUUUGUAUAGAUAAAAUAUGCUAAUAGCCAGUGUUGGUGUUGUAGUCUUUUACCACUACAUCCCUGGUCAUCAUACAUUAUGUGCCAAUACAUUGAUACUGUGUAAUGAAGGAUUGCUCUCCCUAGCCAAGGGUACACUGAGAGAAGACACUCUGAGGGUGUUCCUCCAGCAGAUAGCAGCAGCCAUGAGGAUCCUCAACAGUAAAGGCAUCAUCCACCGAGACCUGAAACCACAGAACAUCCUACUGUCAUACACGAGCCGCAAGAGAUCCAGCAUCAACGGCAUUCGCAUCAAAAUAGGUGACUGACCAACCCAGCCCCUCAAACACAACACACACACAAACCUUCAAAAAGAGAACUCUCCCUUUCAUUCUGUAUAUAGUGUUCUUUCUGUAUAUACACAACUUCAUAAUGUUUAGAUGAUAUAAAUAGUGUUUAUACUGUAUAUCUAGAGAUGGCCUAUCUAUGAACUGUUAGCCAUCAUAUGAUUUGUCUUAAUGUGUCACACAAGUGUCAUAUAUCAAAUGUUAUGUAUCACGAUGCACCACAAUGAUCGCUAGCUCAGGUCAUGGUUAGUUGUUUUGAACCCCACAGCUAUAUUUUGUUUGCUACAGCGCUAUAUCCAUAAGGUGUGGUGACUCUCAUGUUGUGUGUUGAGUGCCCAAUUGUCUAGUGCCUGAGAGGCUUGGGAAUAGGAGUUGUGACACUCCGACACUAGUCGUUAUUAAUAAGACAGACAGACAGACAGACAGACAGACAGACAGACUGACUUGACAGCCUUCUCUAUUUCAGCUGACUUUGGCUUUGCACGAUACCUCCAGAGCAACAUGAUGGCUGCCACGCUCUGUGGCUCCCCCAUGUACAUGGUGAGUGGGUGCGGGUGGGUGUGCAAGCGUGUGUGUUAGUGUUUGUUGUGUGUGUAAGGGUGUCGUGUCUGCAGUCUCUUGUUCUCCUGUGACAACGGCUCCGCUUACUCAGCAACCUGCAACUGGAACGGUCUUUUCAGCGCUUGACCUCUAACCACUGUCCUUUAACCAGGCCCCGGAAGUGAUCAUGUCACAGAACUAUGACGCCAAGGCAGACCUGUGGAGCAUUGGGACGGUCGUCUACCAGUGUCUCGUAGGGAAGCCGCCUUUCCAGGUAGGAUGGAGGGGGAGAGUUGAUAUGGGGCAACUUUUUUCCUCACACAAAGCAGAAUUAAACUCUUUCUCUGCAAGACAAAAAUGUCACCCAUGGUGUGUGUUUAUAGAUAUGGUAUACAAACCCCCUGUCACUCUGUGCUCUCGAUCUCUCAUUAUCUCUCUCUCUAUUCUCUCUCUUCUCUCUCACUCUCUAGGCCAACAGUCCCCAGGACCUGAGGAUGUUCUAUGAGAAGAACAAGUCACUGCUGCCCAUGUAGGUGAUAGGAUUUAGGAAUGAUUAACUAUCUGAUCGAGGCCUUUUGGGCUGAAAAGUCGUGUUUUUAACUAGAACGUAUGUCUGUGCCUCUAUUACCCAGCAUCCCGAGGGAGACGUCUCCUCCCCUUGGCAACCUGUUGCUAGGCCUGCUGCAGAGGAACCAGAAGGACAGGAUGGACUUCGGUCAGUUCUGACGUCACUUCCCUUCUAGAAAGGAAAUUAUUUAAAACAUGUUUGUUAUCCAUAAAUUGGAUAUUACCUCUCUAACAUUCACACUUCUGUCUUGUUUCUCCUGCAGAUGCAUUUUUCAGCCAUCCUUUCUUAGAUCCAGCGUCUGCCGUCAAAAAAUGUGAGUAGAUAGAUGAGAACUUCCUUCAUCAAUAACAGGGAAAUACAUGUUGUAGUAUCAGAACUGUAUUGUGAGAUGGCGUUGAUGUUGAGAGCACUUAGGUCUUGUGUGAAAACGUGUAUUUGUAUGUUUUUCUCCAGCAUGUCCUGUUCCAGUACCCAAGUGCCCUAGCGCUCUGACCGACAUCACCUGUGGCAGCUUGCCCUCUGUUCGCUACAACUCUCCUCCCGUAAGUUCAUCCUGACUGCCUAUACACCUCAUAGUUGCAUUCCACAGCAAGUGUGUUUAUCUGUACCUCAAGGCAUAGCACCACACCACAACACUCAGCACUGAAGAAUCCAGACUUUGUACAGUAGCUCAGUGGGAAAACGGACAAACUGAGUUUCCCAGGGAUGUACUUUAUCUCUCUGUCCACUGUGAUUGCAUUAUUCAGACAGUCUACAUAGCCCAGUCUGGCUGUAAUUGAAUUGUACAGCCCAAGCCCUCUCGCUUUCCUUCUCUUGCCCCACCCUCCUAACACACACACACACACCACCUAACCCUUCCCUUCUCCAGUCUCUCCCAGACAUGCAGACAUUACCUGAGGACUGUCUGUCGUCACCCCCCCUGGGCCCUCCCAACUACCUGCAGCUGUCUAAGGAGUCUGGAGGAAGCACCAGCAGCAAGAACUCCUCCAGCGACACGGACGACUUUGUCCUGGUGCCACACCUCUCCACAGAGUCUUGUGAGUCUGCAGGAACACACACACACACACACACACACACACUAACACUGGACACUUGCUACUCCUUAUUACACUAAUUAGGCCUACUGGUAGCACUACAUAUACAAUGAGCAUCUACUUACACUAAGCACCUUGUCAUUGCUUGUCCAUAUAUGUAUAUUUUCUUAAAUUCCACUCCUUACUAGUUUUGUGUGUAUUAGGGAUAUGUUGCGAAAUUGUUAGAUAUUACUUGUUAGAUAUUACUGCACUGUCGGAGCUAGAAGCACAAGCAUUUCGCUACACCCACUAUAACAUCUGCUAAACACGUGUAUGUGACAAAUAACAUUUGAUUUGAUUUGCUAUAAAACACACACACUGAGCACCUACUCACACUUUACACAGACAGUUGACCAAAUAGACACAUUUUGAGUGGCAGUAUGGGUAGUCAGUUAAUUCACUAAUGUGCCAUAGUUUCUACUCUUGUCUGUUUGGCUCACUUCCCUCUCCCUCCUCUUCCUCUUCCUCAGAUGACCAGCCAAUGGGAGCAGUGGGGCGUCGGGCGUCCGGAGAGUGGUGUGGAGGGUGAGCUCUUAACAUGUGUUUGUGUGUGCGUAUGUAUUUAUGGAUGAGAAAUAAGUAUUUAAAGCUAUCCAACUCUUUAUUUUCUGAGAUUGGCCGGCCACCAUUUCAGAAAGGAACAUAAACCCUGUCCCUACACCUCCUCUAGUUACUAGAGAAUACCAGAACACAAAAUAACUCCCAGGAACAGAAUAUCUAGAUGACCUGACCUGGUUUCUCUGUUGGCUCCCCUGUGUUUGACUGUGUUGCUCCAUGCUCCAUGGAAAUCUAUCAUUCUUUCACUGUUGACUUGUUGCGUCAUGGAAAUGUAACCUAAACUCAGAGAGGAUUAAUAAACAGUCUGUCUGACCUGUGUCCCUAAACCGGGAUAUUUCAGAACAUUUCCCACGGUCCGACUAUUUUUAAUGUAUUUGAUCAAUUUGAUUUAUAGCACAUUGAACAGAUCUAAUAAUGAUUGUCACAAAACGUAACACAAUAAAUAUGUGUGGUGAAAGGAUUAAGGUUAAAAACAGACUGAAUAGCUGAUGGAAAUAUGAGCCAGUCUGAUGUGCAUGCUGCUAUUUCAGCCUCAGAUAUCGUGUGUGUCUGUGUGUGAGUGUGCGUGCGUGCGUCAGCUGUGAAUGAGCUCUGCAUGAGUAAGUGCAUUCUGUCUACUGCUGUCAGCUCAGUGUGUCUGUCCGUGUGUCUGUCCAUGUGUGUCUGUCAGUGUGCACAGCAGCUGUGUUUAUUUUAUACUCUUUAGUCAUAAAUGACAUGCUGUUUGUGUCUGAAAGCAAUAUCACUCUUCCAUUUCUAUGAAGCUAAAUAAGGCAUUUUGUUCAUGUCAAAAUCAAUUUGAUUCGUUUUUAUAUUGUGUAGACGUCGCAGAUAAACGGCUACUGUCCGUUAUAUCCUGAGCCACCCAGACUAGACAGGCCUGUGGUAUGAGAAUAGAUCUCUUUCACACACACACACAGGAAAUCGCUGUAGGCAAACGUGACUGUUGUUGUCACGGCAUCUUAAAUGACUGUCACACAUACAUACAUACAUACACACACACACACACAGAGAGAGCAGAGACACAAACACCACUUCCUCAUCUCUUGUGACCCCCACACUCUCUCUCUCUCUCUGUUUGUAAAUAACCUGCAGCAAGACAAUGCUCUCCACCCUCAUCUAUAACUCGCUUUUUCUUUUCACUCCCCCUGUUCCUCUCCCUGUUUCUGUCUUUGUAAACAGCCUCCAGUAAUGCUGUUUUCUAUCACUCCGUUUCCAUUCUCUCUCACUGUCUUGUAUUCACCCUCAUUUUGUCUAUUCCAUAGUUUGUUUCCCCUGUGGAGAGUGCACACAGAGAGAGUGGGAGUGCACACAGAGAAGGAGAGGGAAAAGACAGUGCUGUGUUUCCAUUCCCCUCUGGGUAGAUGCAGUAAAGACAAACGGGUCAACAGUAAAGCAACACUGGGUUGCAGAUUCCCUCUCUCUUCUCAAAGAAGACACUCACGACUGACCUACAAACUGCCUUUUGUUAGGGGGAGCACCCUGUGUAGCUCCAAUGUCCCCAUUAGCUUCUGUUGUUAGAACACAUCAGCUUUUAACGACCUGCUCUGGGGAGAAAUGAAUGUGUUAAACUGAAUGACUGCAUGAGGUAAUACAGUGCACUGAGGUUAGAGAAUAAACCACGGGAAUAGUUGGUUUGUUUUCCCUUUUUAAAUGCCACUUUGAUGAACCUUUAUGGCCCUUUUACUUUUGGUUCAAAUGAAAUCCAAUUUGAUUUGUCACAUGCGCCGAAUACAACAGGUGUAGACCUUACAGUGAAAUGCUUACUUACAAGCGCUUAACAAACAAUGGAGUUUUAAGAAAAUAAUAUAAAAUAUUUACUAAAUAAACUAAAGUUAAUAAAAGUAACACAAUAGAAUAACAAUAACGAGGCUAUAUACAGGGGGUACCGGUACUGAGUCAAUGGGCGGCGGUACAGGUUAGUCAAGGUAAUUGAGGUAAAAUGUAUAUGUAGGUAUGGGUAAAGUGACUAUGCAUUGAUAAUAAACAGCGAGAAGCAGCAGUGUAAAAACUUAAAAAACUAAGGGGGGGGGGUCAAUGCAAAUAGUCCAGGUAGCCAUUUGAUUAAUUGUUCAGCAGUCUUAGGGCUUGGGGAUAGAAGCUGUUAAGGAGCCUUUUGGACCUAGAUUUGGCGCUCCGGUACCGCUUGCCGUGCGGUAGCAGAGAGAACAGUCUAUGACUUGGGUGGCUGGAGUGGAACCUUUUGAGGAUCUAGGUACCUAUGCCAAAUAUUUUCCUUCUCCUGAGGGGGAAUAGGCGUUGUCGUGCCCUCUUUACGACUGUCUUGGUGUGUUUGAACCAUGAUAGUUUGUUGGUGAUGUGGACACCAAAAAACUUGAAGCUCUCGACCCGGUCCACUACAGCCCCGUCGAUGUGAAUGGGGGAGUGGUCGGCCCUCCGUUUCCUGCAGUCCACGAUCAGCUCCUUUGUCUUGCUCACGUUGAGGGAGAGGUUGUUGUCCUGGCACCACACUGCCAUGUCUCUGACCUCCUCCCAAAGGCUGUCUCAUCGUUGGAACUAGAAGGGCAAUUGUGUCUAAUGGAAAGCUAUGUCAAUGUGUGUCUUGUGUUAAAAUGUGUUUCUUUGCUUCUCAGAGUGGAAAGCAAACAAAGAAAGCCCUCUUUGUCUGUGUUUCUGCUGUACAGAACAGACGGAUGGUCGCGUGCCUCACGUGUAUCCCUCAGUCUAUUCCCUUUUCUCUGGUCUAGACCCUCCCUCGCUAAUCAUCUUAUUACAUAACGCUGCUACUGCUGAAUCUGCCCUGUUCUAUAACAUUUAUAUUCCUCCUCCCCUUCUGUUCUCUUUCCCUUUUUCAUUCUAAACCCAAGUGAACCCCCUAUGGUUGACCCGUGUAUGACUUUUGCUCUGGGAACAUUUUGUACCAUUCGAAUAACAAAGGAAUGCAAAUUAGCCUGGCUUUUUUUCCUCCUGUUCCUCUGUGUCUGAUAGAAAGGAGGAGGGCUCAGCACAUGCUAUUGGCCUAGCCCACAAACCACAGUUUCUUCAGGUCCGCCCAUAACUCCUCCUCUUGGCACAGACUACUCCCCACUGAUUGGGCAGACACAUGUGUGUUUACACAACGGCCCUGCCCCCUCUGGGUUGGGCCAGCCCCUUCCAGCAGGACUGAAGUUUAGUGACUCACCCAGCCUCAGUUGAAAAUGCUGUAUUUGUAAAAGUAAACAAAGAACUCAGAGACAUAGCCUAGCUAUAAACUUCUAGUCAGCCUAGUAUUUCAUUUAGUCCAACUGUUGCGCUCCCCGCGUUCUAUUUAUACAAAUGUCGUCUCGGAAGGACUGAAGUAAUUUUUAACAUUGAGUUCUAUGGGUGUUGAUAUUUCUGAACAGUUGGUGCAGUUUUGGCAGAACUAGCAGACAGACUGGCUAACGGGCCUGCUCUUCCCACUUCACCCCUCCAGGCAGCCGCAGACCACCGGACAGACCCCCAUGGUGUCCCCCCGGGCAGAGACCACCCCUAUCCCUGUGCCCACCCAGGUGCGGAACUACCAGCGCAUCAAGCAGAACCUCUACAACAGCCCCACCACCACACUUUACGGCUCCACCAGGUAAGAGACACUGUCUGGGGAAAAGGGUUUGGGGAAAAGACUUAGUGCAUCGGUACCGUUUGCCGUGCGGUAGCAGAGAGAGCAGUCAAUGGCUUGGGUGGCUGGAGUCUUUGUCAAUUUUUUGGGCCUUCCUCUGACACUGCCUGGUAUAAUAAGUCCUGGAUGGCAGGGAGCUCGGCCCCAGUGAUGUACUGGGCCAUACGCACUACCCUCUGUAGCGCAUUGCAGUCGAAUACCUAGCUCCUGUAAGUCGCUCUGGAUAAGAGCGUCUGCUAAAUGACCAAAAAUAUAUAUAAAAAAAUAGUAGUUGCCAUACCAAGCGGUGAUGCAGCCAGUCAAUAUGCUCUCAAUGGUGCAGCUGUAUAACUUUUUGAGGUGCCCCUGUCCUGGGUGGUUCUCGAAGUACAACUGUCAUGGUUAAGAAGUUUUUUGUUUUGUGGGCAGUGGCGGCUCCUGAAAAAAUUCUCAGGGGGGGCAUUUUUUCUGAUGAUUUAGGUGACCUACACACAUUUAAAAAAAGAUAUGUCCAGCAACAACAUGAAGACAGGGGCAGCAUAUAAGUCAAUACUGAUAUACACAUUACUUGCUUCAAAAAGGCCUCAUGGUUGAAUUGGAAAUAUGUGCACCUGAGCAUAAUUCACAACAAGCAAGCAGGAGCUUUUGAUAGAGGCUACUGAAAACAUUGAUGCAAGUUAUUGGUAAUAAGAAAUUUUUAUAGACUUCCAUAUUCUGCCCUCUUGUAUAGAUUUGUGAAAAUGAACAGUGAUAGACAUUUUGCCUGAAAACAGAAUUUGAAAAUAAUUUCUAGAAAAGGUAAACACAGCUAUCUGUAUGGCUUUGUAAAAAUGAACAACCAUAUUCUGGCCAAUUGUAUAGAUUUGUAAAUAUGAACAACCAUAUUCUGGCCAAUUGUAUAGAUUUGUAAAAAUGAACAUGAACAGAUUUUUAUUAUUUUUUUACUUUUUUUAAAAUGAAAAAUAACUAUUUUAAACAACAUCAACUGUGAACUGAUUUGGGCGUGUGUGUGUUAAAGAGACAGACAGGGAGGGACAAAGAGAGAGAGAGGCUACAUUACUUGUACUGAAACUGUUCUAGCUUGCUGCAUGAUCAAAUUCAGCUGAUGCGCAUAGCAAUGCACGUAAUGGGCAUUCUUGAAAUGCUUACGCACCUUUUGCUGCACACCAGCCUUCUCUCCCCUCACACUGGCUCCAUCGUAAGCUUGCGCAAUGAGUUUGACUUUCUCGUCGUCGGCAAAAAGACCGUUCAGUCUCUCCAAAAGCACACUGGCGAUUGAGACUGAGGUUGAUUCCGAGAUGGGAAGGAACUCAAAAAAGCGCUCCUGCACUUUGUGGUUGCUAUCUAUGUACCUCAGCACAAGCACCAGCUGUGUCUGUGUAGAAACGUCCGUGGUCUCGUCAGCUUGGAUAGCUACGAAGUUCGCCGACUUCACCUCCUCCACAAUAUGUUCCCUCAUGACCGCUAGCAUACACUCCAGUAGCUCGUUUUGAAUGGUCUUUGAUGUGCCCUUGAAAACUUUAGCAUUUUUAAGAUGGUCAUCAAACACCUCAUCUAAUUGUGCCACAAAGUUGACAAGUCCAAGAAAAAUACCAGGGUUGGUGGAGCCCUCAGUUUCAUCUUUGCCUCGCAAAGCUAGCCAUCUUGACAGUUGUACGUGAAUUGAUUGACGCUGCUACCCGCUCUUUUCUUAGUUAUGUUCAUGGUUACUUAUGUUACGUGGGUACAUACAGUCCUCACACCUGGCUGAUCAGAGACUAGUCUUUCAUGUUGUUGGAUCUCUGACUAAGCUUUGGGUGGGAACAGGAAAAUUAACCUACAACUGUCAGUUAUAGCAUCAGGUAAAGUUUCACUAAGUUUCAUCAGUUCAGUCAGUGGAUAUUGCUUGUGUUAUAUUGUGGUGUGGUAGGGGGAAGUUUUUCAAUACAUAUAGAAAGGGAGGGAAAUAGGAAGCGGUUUCGAAUAUCCUUUAGAGGCAAAUUAGUUGUAUUGUUGUUCUUCUAUUGACUGUUGUGAGAUGAGAUAAGAACAUUGCCACAGGGAUUAGUAAAAUGUUCCUGUGGUGCUUUUCCAAUGAGAUUUACCCCCACACCAGUGGGCCGCCAGGGUUUUAUGUUAAUGUUAGCUCUAGUGUUAUUGUGGCCUUGCCUUGGCUACAAGUUAGAGCAGGUCCACCGGAGCCCAGUGAGACAUGGGUGCCGGCCCGCAUUGAUGGAAACAGAAAAGUCUGAGCUUUUUGGGUAAAACACUGGGCUAAAUCCACAAUGGGAAUGCGGUACUGGAGUAGCUCCACAGUGAACCCUCUACCUACCCUCACCACAGGGCCCCAAAGCCUGGACAGCGGGUACUAGUAGCCAGCCUCCCCCAACUGCUGCCCCAUUUCCAUUGGCCAUGGGUCUUACUCUGUGUCCUUCAAGAAGGAUUAAGCUCUCUGUCAUAGACAGACUACCCUGUCACUUGAUGUGUCUGGGCUAGUUAACGAGUUAGCGUUUAGCGCUGGUUCUUUAUGAUCAAGAAGAGAUGAAUGCAGAGAGCUAGCACAGCAGGCUAGCAGACAGACAGUGUGCAGACAUCUCAGGGGAGGACUGGCUUCCAUAUGUGCCCGCCUGCUGCCUACUCUUUCUCUGUCAGACAUAUCUUUUUUGAAACUCCAGAAAGCUCAAGAGAGGAAGUGAGGCAGAAAGAGAGAGAGUGGAAGAGUACUCGCUAUCAGCACAACAGUUGCUCAACCAAUGUUCCAACAUGCUUGUUUUUAGCGAGAGUAGGCUAACAGCCGUGUUUGAAGUGCUUGCAGCGUGACAGGGUUGUUUUGGCAGCAAACUGACGGUCGCUGAAUAACUCAGGAAGUUGAAAUUAGAGCCAAGCGAAUAAAGGCAACCGUUAGACACUGAGCUGAGGGAUUGGAAUCUAGCUAAGCUCAUUGCCAAAAGUUUUAUUAAACAUAAGUUAAUGUUUUCAGAUGUUUUAGAAAGGUUAUUCAAGUGUUAUGUGAUGAUAAACAUGAAGAAUAGUGGUUGGAAACUAGAGCAUCGCUGUAAGCUGCAAUAAAAAGGGGGUUCAUGAACCGUAGGUAGUGUUGGUUCUGGUGGACUAACAAUGAAUGUGUGUAACAUUUUUGUUAUGUAUGUACUGUAUAUUUGUGAUAUCUAAACCUCCAUUGUGUGUGCUUGUCUAUGCAGGUCUGGUACAGUGAGGCGGUCCAACACCAGUCCCAUGGGUUUCCCUAAGGUUGGCUCUGGGUCCCCCAGCUCUGCAGACUGCAGCCCUCAGAUGACAGGCAGACGUCUCUCUAUAGGCAGCUCCCGCCCAUACUCCCCCUCACCUCUGGGUAAGAACAUGCCCCAACAUGUCCCCAUCUCAUAUCAUUCAACACGCCUGGCAUCAUAAUCCUUUUACAUUGAAACCUUCUGUUGACAUCUAAUGCAAAACUGCAUUAAUAUGUCUGUGUGUGUUUCUCUUUAAGUGGGCACCAUCCCAGAGCAGCUGGGUCACUGUUGCUGUGGACACCCUCAGGGCCACGAGUCCCGCAGCCGCAGCUCCUCAGGAGGUGAGUUCAGUAGACAGACAGACAUACAGACAGAUAGAAAAAGGCUGGGUUUCCCAAAAGUAUUGUAGCACUAAGAUCAUCUUAAUUCCAUUGAAACUAAAUGGACAAAAUAUGAUCUUAGUGCUACAAUGCUCUUGGGAAACCCAGCCCAGGAUUACUUUUAAAGAGAGACAGACAAAGGCAUCUACAGAAGUGUUUACAUUUUCUUCCCUCUCUCCCCUCCUCCCCUGAGGCGGAUGUAUAUGAUUGACAAAAGCAAUGAGUCAGGGUUUUUUUUUAAAUAACAGCUGUUCCAAUAACACUCUGGGAGGGAGGUUGUGUGUAUGGGAGUUGAAGCCUUUCACUCACCCGUCCAUGCAGUUUUCAGAAGUGUGUCACUGUUUGUGUCAAGGGGCCAGUAUCCAUGGCAACCACCGUGUGAUGGGAAGGACUUGGCUUGAGCAAAACAAUGCAGAUACAGUUAGUACUUUGUCUCCUUCGGGAAAACCUGGAGAUUAACAACACACACUUGAUGACCUACUAAAGAAAAAAACAGAAGUUUUUGAACUUCUCAGCAGCAACACUGUGAAUGAACAAGAGGCUCAUAAAAACAUGAACCUAGUGGCCCUUCACUGCUGCUAUUUUUGACUUGGUUUAAAGUGGAAAAAUACAAAUUUCAAGACUGUUGAGCCAUCUAGUGGUGAAUUGUACAUCUUCUCUAGAUUAGUUGCAGCCAACUCCACUUACACUAUACUAACACUAAUGUAACUAAUGAUCGCCACUAAAACAAUUAUUCAUGUGAAACUUAAACUUUUACAUUAAGUGAUAAAUAAAUUACUUGUAUGAAUAACUCUGUGCGUCUCCUUUAGGUUAUCCAGUGCCGUCGUCCCAGUUACUGGGGGCUCGCCUGCAGAGUGCCCCCACCCUGACCGAGGUCUACCAGACCAGACAGAAGCUCCACAAGCAGCUGUCAGACCCCAUCCAGCCCUCCACCUCCAACUACCCCCUCAGCCACUCCCCCCACAUGGGUCGCCCUGGCAACCUGGGCACCUCCCCCACCAAACACCUGGGCUCCUCCCCCCGCUCCUCUGAUUGGCUGACAAAGUCGCCGCUGCCCACUAUCAUUGGCUCCCCCACCAAGGUUGGUUGAGUUGAUAACCAUUUUGGCAUAUUUUAAUCAUAAGACCAAUUCUGUUUUGCUACGGUCCUACUUACCACAACCUUGGAGUGAGUAUUCCCAGUAACUGUUGACCUCUACCUAUGUUCCCUGUUCAGCCCAUCUCGGCCCCAUUCAAGAUCCCUAAGACGCAGGCGUCCUGUAACCUGAUGGCCCUGGCAGACAGUCCCACACCCAUUAAGACCCUGGCGGACGCACGGGACAUCUGUGCCCACCACGGCAACCCCUACCCCAGUGGGCGCCAGCCUGCCCCUGAGGCCAGCAGGACCACCUUUGGCAGGUAAAGUGAGCACUAUUGUUUUUCUCUCUCUGUGUGGGUAAUAAACACUACAUGACCAAAAGUAUGUGGACACCUGCUCGUUGAACAUCUCAUUCCAAAAUUAUGGGCAUUAAUAUGGAGUUGGUGUCCCCUUUGCUGCUAUAACAGCCUCCACUCUUUACACUAGAUGUUGGAACAUUGCUGCGGGGACUCACUAAUACAAGAGUAUUAGUGAGGUCUGACACUGAUGUUGGGCGAUUAGACCUGACUAGCAGUCGUUCCAAUUCAUCCCAAAGGUGUUGGAUGGGGUUGAGGUCAGGGCUCUGUGCAGGCCAGUCAAGUUCUUCCACACCGAUCUUGACAAACCAUUUCUGUAUGGACCUCGCUUUGUGCACGAGGGCAUUGUCAUGCUGAAACAGGAAAGGGCCUUCCCCAAACUGUUGCCACAAAGUUGGAAGCACAGAAUCGUCUAGAAUGUCAUUAUAUGCUGUAGCGUUAAGAUUUCCCUUCACUGGAACUAAGGGGCCUAGCCCUAACCAUGAAAAACAGCCCCAGACCAAUUUUCCUCCUCCACCAAAUUUUACAGUUGGCACUAUGCAUUCGGGCAGCUAGCGUUCUCCUGGCAUUUGCCAAACCCAGAUUUGUCCGUCCGACUGCCAGAUGGUGAAGCGUGAUUUAUCACUCCAGAGAACGCGUUUCCACGGCUCCUGAGUCCAAUGGCGGCGAGCUUUACACCACUCCAGCCGACUCUUGGCAUUGCGCAUGGUGAUCUUAGACUUGUAUGUGGCUGCUCGGCCAUGGAAACCCAUUUCAUGAAUCUCCCGACAAACAGUUAUUGUACUGACGUUGCUUCUAGAGGCAACCGAGGACAGACGAUUUUUACACGCUUCAGCACUCGGCAGUUCCGUUCUGUGAGCUUGUGUGGCCUACCACUUCGCAGCUGAGCCUUGUUGCUCCUAGACGUUUCCACUUCACAAUAACAGCACUUACAGUUGACCGGGGCAGCUCUAGCAGGGCAGAAAUUUGAUGAACUGACAAGUUUGAAAAUUCACUGAGCUCUUCAGUAAGGCCAUUCUACUGCUAAUGUCUGUUUAUGGAGAUUGCAUGGCAGUGUGCUCGAUUUUAUACACCUGUCAGCAAUGGGUGUGGCUGAAAUAGCCGAAUCCACUAAUUUGAAGCAGUGUCCACAUACUUUUGGUUAUAUAGUGUAUCUCUUGCUCAUCUCAAUGUGUUCUCCAUGUGUUUCUCUCCCCAGGUCUGUCAGUACUGGCCGUCUGUCUGAACAGCCAAUCAGAAUCACUCUAGGGGGACAGCCCUACCAGGGAAGCACAGACAGCCUCAACACAGAGCGGCCCAUGGAUACAGGUAAAUAAACACACACACACUGUCCUAGUUUGUCCUCCCAUGUAUAAUUAAUGGAACAGAUGUUUUUACCAUUAAUUAGAAAAGAGCUGGAGACAGAAAAUGUGUUGUGAUAUUAGUGAGCGUAGUAAGAAAUAACCUAGCUAGUAAACUGACCUGGACAACAAUGGUUUAGUAGAUUAUACUUAUCGUUGUCCCAAAGAACAACACAAAUACAAACACACACCAGUCUAUCUGCUUCAUGGCUUCUCGCCCUGCAUGAACUGCUUGGAUUGGCUGCUCUGACAGGCACUUCCUGUGUAACAGAGAGCUUGAUUGGCUUAGUGUGAAUGACCGCCCCCUCCCUCCCUCCCUCCCUCCCUAGCCCCGGCAGGACCGUUUGGGCUGGCUCAGCCUCAUGGCGGGGCGGCGAGUCCCCGGACCGUUCUCUUCACCGUGGGCUCGCCCCCCAACAGCAGCACCCCCCCUACGUGCAGCCACCUGGGCACCCGGCCGCGCACCACCUCAGGUGAGACCGCUCACUGCGCCAGCGGCUAACUGCUAGGCUAACCACUUGCUAAACCCCACUUCCCAAAGCUACACCCUCCUAGCUAACCUGCUAAUGCUAAUUAUUACGACUCCACUCAAUGUUGCCUACCUGGAGUGAAGCGCUCACUCAGUGGAAGUGGUUCCAAUGCCAAUCCCCUGAGGUGCAUAACUGCUAUUUAGUGGGCAAUCUCUCUCCCUCUCCUUGGGCUGUCCAUCUUAGUGGGUACUAUCGAUAAUAGCCUCUGUCUCAGUAGACUGAACUUUGUUCUGGAAAAUUCUCAAAAAAUCUGUUAUCUUAAAUUCUCUAGAAUUCAAAUUCAACCAAUGAAAAUAGCAAUCAAAUGAUGUGAAAGUGAUAGGUCUACAUAGUGACACACAUUAACAAUAAAGUUAUAUCCCUCUCGCUCUCUCUCUCUCUCUCUCUCUCUCUCAGUGGGCUCCAACAGUUCGGCAGGCUCCCUGUGCUCCACCAGUGGGCGGGUGUACGUGGGCUCUCCUCCGGGCAUGGCAAUCGGGACCCCUCCCCCAGGGGGGGCAGAGGCAGGUCCCAGCAGCCUACGCUAUGUCCCCUAUGGUACCUCUCCCCCCAGCCUGGACGGAUUCAUCACCUUCGAGGCCCCAGAGCUGCCUGAGGAGACACUCAUGGAGGUGAGAGAGGGGACCCUUGUGUGUGUGUGGGGCAUUUCUAUUUGCACACGUCUUUAUGUGAUAUCUGACCUGUAUCAUUUGUUUGUGACUACAGCGGGAGCAUACAGACACUCUGAUGCACCUGCGGAUGAUGCUGUCCUUCACUGACUGUGUCCUGGAGAUCGCAGCAGUGCGAGCAGGAGGGGCAGACCUGGGUGUAUCGGCUGCCUCCCUCUACCCCCCUCAGGAGAGUGUGGUAGUGGACCAGAUCAGCCAGCUCAGCAAGGAGUGGGGGUAAGGGAGAGACCAAAAAUGGGGGAGAUGGCAUUCACAGUUUAACUGAAAGUAUUUUGGUUUUAGUUCGGACCCAAACCUGUAGCAUUUCAUCAUAGUGAUGCACAAAAAACGUUGUUUCAUCACAAUUUAAACUUAGUUUGUCUCAAAUAUUAUUGCUGUGAAAGAAAAUGAUGUUUUUUAGAAAGAAAAGCCAUGGAGAGAAGUAAGAUGUAUAGGUUAGUAAUGUGUGCUGUGGUGCCCUCUACAGGCAGGUAGAGCAGCUGGUGCUGUACAUGAAGGCUGCCCAGCUCUUGGCCUCCUCGCUCCACCUGGCCAAGGCCCAGAUCAAAUCUGCCAAGCUCAACCCUUCCAGCGCCGUCAAGCAGGGUAAGACAAAAGUCCCCAGACCGGUACAGUGGCAAAACACUAUAGUAUUUAUGGAGAAAAAAAAAAGGAAAAAAAACAGCAUACUAACUUAAUACACUUUAAAUAUCAAUAGUAUCCAUAUACAUGUAUAAUACUUAGAUAUCAUUAUUUUAGUUUAUUUUGAGCAUAACUAACUUUUUCUCCCUCCCCUUCCUCAGUGGUGAAGAGUCUGAACGAGCGUUACAAGAGCUGCAUCUCCCUGUGUCGGCGGCUCACAGACAAGCUGAACCACUUCUUCUCAGACAAGCAGCGCUUCGUAGACGAGAUCAACAGCGUGACUGCAGAGAAACUAAUCUACAACCACGCUGUGGAAACGGUGCAGUCUGCAGCUCUGGAUGAGAUGUUUCAGCAGACGGAGGACAUAGCCUACCGCUACAACAAGGCUGCCAUGCUGCUAGAUGGCCUGUCCAAGAUCCUGCAGGACCCUGCAGACAUCGAAAAUGUGGCCAAGUGUAAGUAUCCACCCGCCAUCCUCAACUGUAGAUUGUCUGUUUCUGCUACGCCAUUGUUAUGUAAUGUAUGGCCAAAGCACAAAUUCAUCUGACAACCAGGCUCCCCUAACAGGCUCUGUCAGAGACCAGACCAGCUCAUCACAUUGUAGUGUAUCAGAGACUCUGGUGUAGUGGACAUGGAUAUUAAUAUGGAAAGUAAAGUGUGUUAACUAGAGUCUCUUGAGAACAAUCUCUUUGACCUCUUAUCAUUAAUGGUAAAGACCGGCACUCACAGGCUUACUUCAACCACUUAGUCUAGCUCUGAGCUGCAUUCAGAUAAGGCUUCAAUCAGAUGAGGUUUAGAGUGCACUAUGGUGCUCUGAAAGAGUGUGGCAUGGCAGCCAGGGCAUUGUGACAUAGAACAGCAGCUCCAGUCACUGUGAUCUGACUGUGUUUGUGUCUCCUCAACAGACAAGGCCAGUGUGGACCGGAGGAUCUCUGCCCUCUGCUACUGCACCGUCACACUGUACGAGUAG
Messenger RNA from Coregonus sp. 'balchen', 45768 nucleotides. The record is from the annotation of a GenBank genome assembly. NCBI's taxonomy places the organism in Eukaryota, Metazoa, Chordata, Actinopteri, Salmoniformes, Salmonidae.